CUCAACUUUUUUUCACCGCUGCUCAGACUGCUUCUGUUAUUCAGCCACGAGAAAGGAAGUAGCGACAGGCUAGCUGGUUAGCCGGUCUGAAACCACGCAGUCUGUCAGUAAAGAGUGGAAAACAGGGGCUUUUUUUUUUAUCCCGACGAGUGUGUUUUUUUUUUCUUCAUUUAACAACAGCGUGUGAGAGAGCUGCGGGGUUUUGCCGAUACAUUUUAUUUCCUCUCAGAGCUUCAAACUGACUUGACUGGGAGCUUUGUCUGUCUGUCUGGGACGCCACCGUUGUUAGCCUUGUUGGUACGAUUCAGACCUGUUUUAUUCAAGGGAAAAACCGAAAAAAGGCCGAUAAAUUAUAAUUUCAUACGCUGGUUGGAUCGCAGACGAUGCUGUUAAGGAUUACAACAAGACAAUGAGAAAUACAGCCGGGAAAGGUACGUCCAACAACACUGAGAGUAUAUGUGACUGUGUAUGAGCUUGUUCUUUAAAGCAGAAGUUUGCUUUUCGGCAAUGUAGUCAAUUAAUUUAUCGAUAUAUCUUGGUUUUAUCGUUACAGUACAUGUUUCGUUAAAUCUUUGCAUUGACAGAGCUCUUAUUGAAAGUUACUGUAAAGUGACCCAUGCCACAUCUACCCAUUCUCAAAAGUAGUGUAUGAAGUCCCACCAUGAAACAAAAUAAAGCCAGCUAACUAGUAACCUUCACAGCCGUUUUGGGUUACUGUAAUGAUGACAUAUGUUGAGUUUUUUCUCUGUUUUGUUAGUGACAUGGUAGGAUAGCAUGCCGUGGAUGGGCUGAGAAUGUAGGCUGACUUGUUGCAGUGCAAUGUCCCCAGGCCUGGUUCACAAUGUGACUAACCUACAUGUCAGGGGGUUGUUAUUUUCCUACAGAUGGUUAAGAUUGAUUUGGAUCUUGAGCACUACAGUGUUUAGUUUGCAGAAGCAAGGUCAUGACAUAAAUCUUUGGGAAUAGUCUGGAAGUUGCAACUAGAGUUUAUCCAAAUCACCAGUGUAUCAUAUCUGUUAUUAUGGGCUCUCAGUGGUGCACAAUUUAUGGCUGUGUGGAGCCAUGAUAGCCAGUGAUAGGCAAGGAAGAAUAUACAGCCAUGAUAAAGACAAUUCUGUCAAGAGCUGGAAGUUAUUAGUACAGUUUUGUUAUGGAAUUCAAUUUUUUAUUUUUAACCUCCUGUGACCCAGCCUAUUCAUUUAUGUCCUCUUUAGUGCACAUUUGUUCUUGGUGUCUUUGACUCAUUUAAGCUACCCUACUAAGUCCUGAUGUGCUUAAUUGAGGACAUCCUGGCUUUUCCAAUGAUAUCUCAUGUGUUUGGGUGGGAUGAGGGCAACUUUGAUUUCAUGCUAAGACAAAAUGGUAACAGCUUUGAGCAAAAAAGAAAAGGUAGGCCAAAUUUAGCUAUGAUAUCGAUUUUUUACCAAUGGAAAUUAUAUAUUUUCUUGUUUGUGAACAUGUUAAGAAUUCUAAAUUCGAGUCAGAGUUCAGUUAAACUUUUUGUUUUGAGGUGUUGACCUCUGUGACCUAAUGUUAAGCUUCUACUGAUGGCUCAUUUCUUUAAUGUUGCUGGACUUGAAUGUUUUUGUCCUGCAGCAAAGAGAGAGGAGCUGUCCACCAUCAUUGGCACUUUGGUUCAUCAAGGUGUUAUGAAGUGGAAGAUCCAUGUUCUUUGGAAUAGUCUCCACCUUCUUAGAUAUAGGAACACCUAGAUAUUUAUAUUUAUUUUAUAGGCUGAAAAUCACAAAAAAGUUAAAUUGAAAGACCCUUUUGUUCCUUGGAUCUCAGGAGGAUAUCGCGCCAAUUCACAACAGCCGUCAUCCCAAGAUGCUUUCCAAAGAAAAAAGAGCAGGUCUAGACCAUGCUCAUUGUUUGAUGAAUUAUCAAGACCCAACCUAAGAUGGGAUUUGGCCCAUCUCAUCUAACAUGAGUGACAGUGGCAAGGAAAAACUUCCUAUUAACGGGCAGAAACCUUGGGUAGGACCAGACACAUGCCAGACAGCCACCAAGCCGCUGCUGGGUUGGGGAGGAAUACAGAGAGAGAGAGAGUGGACAGCAGCAACAUUAAAACAACGGCAACAACAACAACAGCUCAUGCAGAGUUGUGGUUGCAGAGCAAGUAAAGAUGAAACAAUAUGGAUUCAGUUUACAAGAUCAGGAUAUGAGUUAUUAUGUAAUUAUGUAUUAUGUAGCAAGUUCUGGUGAUUUGAGAUCAAUAAUGACCCAGAGUUUGAAUGUUAUAGCUUGAAUUUUAACUACUUCACAAACUAACUAAUAACUACUGUUCAGAGCUGUAUAGAGAUGAAUACAGAUGUGGUCAUUUUGUAGCUUUUUUUUCCUUUGGCCAAGCAUCAACAUCAUCUCCCGUUCAAGCUUCAGGACCAGGCUCUGCCUACAUGGCUAAUGUCUGGGUGGUGGAACAAAGUAAUCACAUGUAUGAACACUGAAACUGCACUCACAUGCACUUUACUUGGAUGCCUCUCUCUGUCUCUCUAGCAGCAUUUCCCUCUUUCCAUUUCUGUGACUUGCUCUGGUCUAAACACUGUCCUGCUCUUCGAGUGGAUCCUGCUUGUAACUAAUUUCCUCCUGGUGAAAUGUUGUGUUUACACUUUGUUCUGUCCCACUGGCAGCUCUAUGGCUCAAUAAGCCAAAUACCAUGACCCAGACCUUGAGAAAGGCUUGAAAUAAGCUUUCAGACUUAAGAGGGGAAAAUGAUAAAUAUUCACUUGUUUUGAGGUUUUGGGGAAGUACAACAUAACAAGUGUGUGGGGUUUCGACCUCUCAUGUUUGCGUGCACUUUAACUUUACCUCAAAGUUAGUUUCAGUCAAGUGUUAAGAGAAAAAACGUUUUUAGAACUGUAGUUUGACUCCUCAUCUGAUAAUGGUCAUUAAGACGAUUGGCAAGAGUUAUUUCUAGUCCACAAAUUGAGCCAGCAAAUAACCACAAAACACUGAAGGGACAGCUUUACUCUGGUGUUUGUGGAGUGAAAUAAACACUACAAUUUUCUUUAUUGAACUUCAAAUCUUCUGUGUGGAUUAACAUAUGACGUAUAUGUAAACAGCAUCACGUUUAGUGGAUUAAGCAGACUGCCUUUAAAUUAAGUCUUGACAAAGAGUUUUGGAAAGGACAGCGACUCUUUCACUUAUAUGCAGUAUAUAUUGCUUUGUAUUAAAUGUAAUCAUUUCUCUAAAACAAUAGAAGUAAAAGAAUCCAAUGAUCAUGCUGUAAUUGUCCUGUUUCUAAUGUAAACAAAGCCAGCAAAGGAAAUUUCACAACAACAUCUACAACAGUCUUGAGAUGUGUGAGACCCACCUUAAACAACCUACCAGCCAGACUCUGCUCUGGAUCAAGCAUCAGCAUAUUCAAUCCAGUCGAGGUCCCCAUCUGUCAUAUUGGAAAUCUAAUUAACAUCCCAAUCCCUCAUACAGAGAGCUUAAGACCCAAAUCUGCAAUUACUUUAAUGCUUUUUGCCUCAUAAUUUCUAUAAAUAUUCAACAGUUUCAAAUGACAGGGAUGAAAUGUAAUUGAAUGCAUUUUUUAGAUAUCAAUGUGUAAUGGGUUACCAUUUAUGGAAAAGCUGUUCAUCUUUAUAGACAUGUCCAAAUGUCCUCGCAGUAUUUCAUACAGAAAAGCCUUCAAAUAAGGUUGCAGUGGCACCAUUUUCACCCCCCCCCCUUACAUCAGGCAGCCUCCAGAGCAGCUCUCUACCUUUCUCAAAAGAAAGGGACCAUAUGGCCCCCUGCUAAUGGUAGGUGCUCUGCAAGCCCCUCUGCAGAGCUGAGAGCUGAGAGUGGUUGUGGAUAAGAAGGGGGUAGGGGGAGGAAGACCAAUUACAUCUCCAGCUCAGCCUUGAGUUGUAAUUGGACUGCACAUCCUGGCGGAUGCAAUUGUGUGAAACUGCGGAUGAAAAGAUAAUUGCUUCAAUCAUAGCUGUGCCAGCGCUCCUCGGAGGAGAGAUUGAGGGUUUCCUCAGUCUCAGCUUUCAUAGUCAGCUUUAUUACAUCUGUUUUCAUCCACUGAAUCUUACCUGGUUUGGUAUUAAAGAUUAAUUUCCUUGCAGAUAACAAAGUGAAUCGGUCUUAUCUAUGUUUGCAGUUCACAGUGCUGUUUGUUUUCUGCAGGCUGCGUAGUAUGGCCUUGUUUCUGUUACAUUUAGGACUGUGACUGUUUUGGGUCAUUAGCCUGAACCACAUUAGAGGAACUAAGGUGUUUUCAGCUCCUCCAUUAAGCUGCUCUACAGUUUGACACCACAACAGCAAACAACUGCAAAGUUGGAAAAAGGAAAAGUACUUAGUGGCACCAGUAACAAAGCUGUGAACAAGAGGUGAAAAUGAAACUCUGGCUUGUUUUACGCCGAGGUGACUGUUUGAUCUCAUACGUGACGUGUGGUAAAUGCAGAUGAGAGUGUUAUUUUUAGUCGAUGACUUUGUAAGUGUGGGAGCUGUUUUUUGCACUGUAGAUAGUAAACGCAACUCCGUGUGGGCUGCAGCCGAUCUGUUAACACUUCUGACUGCUGUCUAUCUUAUCUUGUCUGAUGUCAGGGGCAAAUGUAUCUGGACUUUCUAAAACCAAUGGGAAACUUUGUUUUUUCUCCCAACUGUUUGAUGAAUCAUGAAGAGUGUGAGAAACUAGGUCAAACAGGUGGCACUGAAGUCUGAUUUCAUCCCACUGUUGAGUGUGUAUUUGUGAAACCUGCAGGGUUGGCUUACAAAAUUGCAUUUCUGAUGAUGAUCAAAACUCAAUUAAGUGGAUCUUAUGAGACCUGCUUGCUCUCUCUCUCUCUCUCUCCCUCUCUCUCUCUCUAUCUUGGAGUUCAAUCUGUUAUUUUUCUGGUUACCUCUGGUAUUAUGCAGACACCUGCAGUGCACGGUUCUGCAGAUACUCUCUCCGCCUUUAAAGAUCAUGUUUUGUAGACUUCUUGGGGCUUUAUUGGUUUGGUUGAUAAUUAUCUUCUUUGCAACAAAUUCAUAUAUUAUUUUGUCUGCCUGGUUAUUAGUUGAUUGGUCUGUAAAACAUAUUUAAAAACAAGUCUGUAUCUUCAAUUUUUAAAUCUCAGUAUGAACAUUUUUACAAACUGUAACCUAAAAGAAUAAUUACAUUUAAUCUAAACGAAGAAGUGAAACCACAAUUUCCUCAAAGAUGAGUCUGAUAUCUUUAAAACGUGCUUCUAUAAAUGUGGGAAAACCAGUGUUGACCAAGCAUUCAACUGUUUACUUCUGAAGGUACACUGCAGGAUUGAUUGUCAAGGGCUUGGCAAGUAAGCUGGGCAUGUAGAGGCAUGUGUUUCUAUUGCCUGUGUACUCAUCAGAAAGAUGUCAGUAUCUAUUACUUAACUCUACUUCUCAAGAGGACCAGGUUAUGUCUUUUAUAUUUUGUAAACUUGUGGGCUUGAUCGAGUGAUUUCAGGAGAGCUUAAUCUCUAUUGUCUCCUUACCCUCUCAUCUAAGACACUGAUAGCCAGUUUAAUAAACUGGCUGUGAUGGUUAUAAAUAGGAUCAUUCCCAUUGGCAUUACCUGCUCUCUUUAUGAAGGAAUCUAGGCGCUUCAAGACAGAGAAGGAGAAGACAGAGAGAGAGGUCAGAAAGAAGAAAUGGUACACCACUACGAGUGUGCUUUUGUGAACAUACAGUGUGGCAACACUUAGUGCAGUAAUGUGACAAGAAUGCUUCAGGGUUGGCCUUUUCUGUGGCCAAAGUCAGAACAAAAACCAGCCGACUCUGUGCAGAAAUCUGCUCACAAAGCUCUGCAGUGUGGAUUUGCAGUGACCUGUAUUUUGUAAAGACUGGAGCAGCUGGAGAGUUCAGGCAAAAGAAAGUCAUACAGUGUGUUUCAGCAGACGAGCGCGGCAAGGUUUUUUAAAGUCAUCAAGAAUUCCACAAACUCCUCGGUAACUUGGCUUUUUUCAGUGUGGCAAGCCGAAUUUAUGGGCUUUAUAAAUAGACCCAGCUGUAAUGAUAGGGUACAAGUGAGGAAAAGGCAGGCAGAGUGCUUAAGGAUGGCCUACUUACACUGCAUUUGUUUGUCGUAUUUUCGGUCUGCACUCAAGGUCCAAAGACAUCAAAUCAAGAUGUUGAAGAUCAAAGUUUGAUUGUGAUAAUAAUGCUUUAACCAAAUGUGCCUGCUUAGAUUGGGAUUAGAGGCACGAGCCAAGCAAAAGUUUCAGGCAAAAUAUACAACCCAAGAAUUUUCCACAGUGAAGUGAAAAGUGGCCAGCCAGCGUCAUGGAAGACAUAUCUUAACCACUUUAAGGCAGCCCGAGCACACCGAGUUCAUAUGGCUUUUAGGUUAAAAUCUGUGAGUGCAAUCGGGUUAUUCGUGACCAUUUAUAGUGUUUGCAUCAGCAGGCUUGUUGUAUCACAUUCAAAUGUCGCUUCUAGACGGAGAGAUCUCAAAGGGUUGAACUGAUAUUUGUCUAUUUUGGAUUGUGUAAAGGUGAAGUUACUCUUUUGUUGGUGCAUCUCCAGCUCCUGUAAAGACUCCCCCCACCCAGAUUCUGCCGCAGCAACACACAGCAACCAAACAAAACACUUGUGCUGCAUAAACACACAAAAUAGUUGAACUGUCCAUGAAAAUAGAAAGCACAUUUUGGAGAACCCACCAUGUAGGACUUGACCCUUUCAAGUCUGAAAUAUUGACCCAAAGUCCUUUCAACUCCUUGCUCCCUGCCCCCUCAGUUGCAGUGGUCACUCACAGGAAGGAGACUGCUGAGUGUGUGUCGUGUGUGUGUGCAUGUGUGUGUGUGCGCGUUUGUUUACAGAUCGACUGACUAACUGAUGGCUGCAGUGAGUGCUAUAACCUCCCCCUCCAUCCUCUCCGCGGUCACUGAUCCUGUCCCUUUGCUCUGGAUUAUGGGCAGAGACAGGGCACACCCUGAGGCUCUGUUUGCUGUUACUCUGCACUGUAAUCCAGCUCUGGGAUCACUGUCAAAGUUGGAUCAUUAGCCAUCACUAAUAAAGGCUAGUCACAUACACUCACACAAAUAUAUGUACAGUAUGUGUGUUCUGCUAAUCUCCUCUGUAGCAACAUCUCUCAGUUUUUCCUGCAGUAGUAAGAAAUGGAGUUGAAGAAGCUAAGUACCCUAAACAGCACUCUUUCUCUCUGUGAACACUUUAUUGCCUUACAUAUAUGUUGUAGAGAGGCAAAGACGGAGAAAAAAAGACAUUUAGGAAUAAAUCUGAAAAAUCAAAGUCAAUGAAACAGCACAUGAUCUUCAAAAGGCCUUAGACUGUUCUGAAAUGAAGCGAGACUGCUUUAAGUCAAGAGUUAAAGGCGGUCUGAGGAAACAGACUCCAGCGUCAUUCCUUACUCACUCCCUUUGAAAAGGAGUGAGGAAAAAAUGAAUACAGGGCGGUAGGGCUGACGGUCCCUUCCCGUUGAAUGUGCCAGGGCAGAAACCAGUCAGUGUGUUACAGAGGUAGAUGGUGAAGGCGGCACAGUUUCGCACCGGAACAUAAAAAUUCCACUCAGUGGCAUGAGAUGAAUGUGAGAUUUGACUUCAUUAUACUGUGAUUUAUCUCUGGGGUUUGCGUAUGAAAUGGAAAUCUGAAUUUCAAACGACCAACUCGUCUGAAGUUUAAAAAAUAGUCAAAAUCUAAAUCAGUCGAUUUAACUCUGGAUAAAAGAGUCUGUGGGUACAAUGUGAGAAUGUCAGUUAGCAGGCGCUGCAACAUGCUGGCUUAUUCUCGCAGAAAACCAGUCUGUAGUUCUUUUUGCAGGUCAACGUCCACAUACACACGCUGCCACUGAAACCAGAUGCAGCACACAUACAACUUCAAAAUAUUUCCAAACUGCAUCAGGCUACUAGAUGUCACCUGUCAUCCAGGUAGUAUAGACAUGAGCCGGUAUAGAAUCAGCAUUUAGGACCUGAAAUGAUAAAAAUGUUUAUAAUUUUUAUAACUGGAUAUCAUGCUCAAAUCUAGUUUUUGGGACACAUUUGUAUCCUUUUACGACAGACCAGAUAUACACAAGGGCAAUAUGAAUGAGAGACCACAACACGGUCUUGCCACUAGAUUCCUUUAAGCACUGUAAGGAGCGACAGGAGUGUAAAAAGAGAAAAAGCACAACCCAGGAAGGCACAGAUGGGGAGAGAGAUGGAAAGAAAGAGACAAGCUGAGGGUAGGAGGAGAGAGAGAGAGAGACAUGGAGCAGAAACAGUAGACCUUGGCUAGGCGUUCUGUGCUGGCAUGGCUCUGCUCUGCUCUGUUUAUUUUUGCUCUAUUUUUACAGUGCAGUCUGACUCUGGUCACUGAUGAAUGACUCCAUAUGUAAUGUACAUUUCAUGAUAGAAAUUAGUCAGGAUGUUGGCCGGGAUUUGGACAUGAAAUGAUCUGCACAGAAGUGAAGACAAGAACAGUUGAAAAAGCCGAUGCCUUUGGCUUAAGUGGUGCUUGGCUUUGAAUAUCCUGCUCUAGUUUUGUUCUUUUCUGCUGUUGCUUCUUGAAAAACAACGUUGUUCAAUUUAGAAAAAGGUUGUCGAUGCAACAUCAUCCUCCUUAAGAUGCUUAUCAUCUGCUCAUUGAUGUGUGAAUCUGCACGGCCACCCAAACAUCAUCAGAACACACCACAGGGAAGAUGCUUUCAAUAGAUCGACAUUUUAAUAAUCUAUUGUGUAUUAAAAUGUCUGAGAUUAUGACGAUUCCUGAUUUUUUUUACAUAUCCUGUAUUACAAGCUUAUUUUUAUUUCAACCCUCCUGCUGUUUUUUGUCCCACUUUGAAGUUCAACCUGAGGUCGGGGCACAAAUGUAGGCUGAGUAAUAUUACAAACAUUGAGGUGUUUCCAGAUGGGAGGGCAGGAUUUGGCACCGCAUAGAGCCACCCACACUUGAAGGUGGUGCCAUGACAGAGAGAGCAGAAGCUUACGUCUGUGUGAGCGAGGUGAAGUCUCAGCUCUUUCCUGUGAUGUAUGCUAUUUCAUGGAAUAAGUUUUAAGAUUAAAAGUUUGGCUUUGUGUCCUGCUGAGGAAUUGUCUGAGUAUGUGUGUGUGUGGGGUGUGUAUCAGGCGUCAGUUUUUUUUAAUGGAGUAUGAACUUAGUGCGUCGCUGUAACUAUUCUUGUGCUACAAUGGAGUCAUGUGUUUUUGGAAGUGUAUUUAGAGCAAGGAGGCCCCACAUGAGUGAGCGUGUACAAUAAUCCCCUCUGUCUGCCUCCUUCCUUUUGCUUCCUUUUUUCCUCUUCCUGAUUUUUCUGCCUGCAGCUGCCCCACAUCUCCAGAUGACACACUGUGUGUUUGUGUGCAUGUUGUUCAUCGCACUGAAUGGGAAGGAAGUGUUUCCGCAAAUGGACACCAUCUUGAGCCACCGCUGUUUACCUUAUAUGAAAUGCACUUGACUGGAUUGAAGCCGUUGUGUAAAGAGUAGCAUUUAUUCCAAGCAGUUUUCUGAACAGAGUAACCCAAAGAUAAUUCAACCACUGGAUCAUUUACGAGAGCCUUUAGCCUUUCAACUCACACCAAAAUAUAAUAAAGUUUAACAUCAUUAUCAACUUAAUUCUCAAUUAAUGCCAAGGAGAAUCAUUGUUGUGAAGUCAGGUACAAAAAAAGCUGAUGGUUGAUAUACACUCACCGGCCACUUUAUUAGGUACACCAUGCUAGUAACGGGUUGGACCCCCUUUUGCCUUCAGAACUGCCUCAAUUCUUCGUGGCAUAGAUUCAACAAGGUGCUGGAAGCAUUCCUCAGAGAGCUUGGUCCAUAUUGACAUGAUGGCAUCACACAGUUGCCGCAGAUUUGUCGGCUGCACAUCCAUGAUGCGAAUCUCCUGUUCCACCACAUCCCAAAGAUGCUCUAUUGGAUUGAGAUCUGGUGACUGUGGAGGCCAUUUGAGUACAGUGAACUCAUUGUCAUGUUCAAGAAACCAGUCUGAGAUGAUUCCAGCUUUAUGACAUGGCGCAUUAUCCUGCUGAAAGUAGCCAUCAGAAGUUGGGUACAUUGUGGUCAUAAAGGGAUGGACAUGGUCAGCAACAAUACUCAGGUAGGCUGUGGCGUUGCAACGAUGCUCAAUUGGUACCAAGGGGCCCAAAGAGUGCCAAGAAAAUAUUCCCCACACCAUGACACCACCACCACCAGCCUGAACCGUUGAUACAAGGCAGGAUGGAUCCAUGCUUUCAUGUUGUUGACGCCAAAUUCUGACCCUACCAUCCGAAUGUCGCAGCAGAAAUCGAGACUCAUCAGACCAGGCAACGUUUUUCCAAUCUUCUAUUGUCCAAUUUCGAUGAGCUUGUGCAAAUUGUAGCCUCAGUUUCCUGUUCUUAGCUGAAAGGAGUGGCACCCGGCGUGGUCUUCUGCUGCUGUAGCCCAUCUGCCUCAAAGUUCGACGUACUGUGCGUUCAGAGAUGCUCUUCUGCCUACCUUGGUUGUAACGGGUGGUUAUUUGAGUCACUGUUGCCUUUCUAUCAGCUCGAACCAGUCUGGCCAUUCUCCUCUGACCUCUGGCAUCAACAAGGCAUUUCCGCCCACAGAACUGCCGCUCACUGGAUAUUUUUUCAUUUUCGGACCAUCCUCUGUAAACCCUAGAGAUGGUUGUGCGUGAAAAUCCCAGUAGAUCAGCAGUUUCUGAAAUACUCAGACCAGCCCUUCAGGCACCAACAACCAUGCCACGUUCAAAGUCACUCAAAUCACCUCUCUUCCAAAUACUGAUGCUCGGUUUGAACUGCAGGAGAUUGUCUUGACCAUGUCUACAUGCCUAAAUGCACUAAGUUGCCACCAUGUGAUUGGCUGAUUAGAAAUUAAGUGUUAACGAGCAGUUGGACAGGUGUACCUAAUAAAGUGGCCGGUGAGUGUAUAAUGCUGAUAUCACACUGUUUUUGUCGAUAUGAUAGUCCUAACAAAUGAGAAACAAUAUGCUGAACUAGUGAAAGUUUGAUUGGAUAAAUAUAGACCAAAAAUAUAGGUUUCAGUAAAAUACUGCCACAAGGAAGUUUUGGAUUUCUGUUAAGUAAUUGUAGAUAGCUGAGGAGAUCUCAAAUGAGUUGAAUAGGAAAAAAAUAUGCAAGGUAAAUAAAUAUUCAUGUUAUUGUAAGUCAAGAUAAAAUUAACCAUGAUUGGGGUGGGGAAAUUCGCAGUGUUAACAGCAGCAGAGGAUCAGCACAGCAAACAGAAGAAUAGGUACAACUCUCUUUGUGCAAACAGUGCACAGAUAAUUACAAAAAAGUAAACUUAGAGCUAUACAAGAAAAUGUUGUAAAAAAGAGAGAGAAAAAAAACUAGAAGAGAAACAGAUUCACUCAGUAAAAAAAAAGAAUUUGGACAUGUUAUUGCACAUAAUUUGAGUUCUUAUACCUUAGAAAACGGUGUUUGAAGCUAUACAUAAAACUAUUAUUUUAUUCAUCAUCAUCGUUUGCAUAAAAUACUAGUCAGUCUUAGAUUUGAUUGACUGUCAAAUGUAUUUUCUAAUUGUAAAGAUAAUGGUAAUAAUGACCUCGUGAGAGCGAAUGCUGAUGUGACAGAUUAGUUAGUGUUUAUUUAUCUAUCCAAAAGUUCAAAUACAUAAAUACAUGUACAAAAAAUACAGUUAAUCUGUUUUUAUAGUGCCUCUAAUAAAAUAUCUGAAGGUCAGACCAACAGUUCUCUGAUUCAGUCCAUCUGUAAAUUGUGGACUUGUCUAAAUCUCUUCUGUUUGUUAUGUUGCCCUCCUGCUGAGUACAACACUAAAUAAAGACCAUACCACAACCCCACUCCCCACAUCACACCACUGCACUCUGUUUGUCCAGCACUGGUCCAAACAAGUCUAUUAGUCCAUCAUGGCUGGGAUGACUGGUCCGGAAAACUCCGGAAUUCUCUGUCACCACCAACCAGAGUGGAAUCCCACAACAGCCAAUCAGACUCUGCAAAGCCUUCUGGGAUGCAUUAAGGCAGACAUGCUAAGGCCUCAGCAGUCUGAUAUAUUUCAUGUGGACACUGCCGCUCCGGAGCUAAAGUUUCAGCUAAUCUUGCUGAUUGAAAACAUACAUUUGUCUGCAUCAUGCAGCAGCUCACCCCAGUAUUAAUCUCUCAAAUGAAAGACCCUUAGGUGUGUGUAGGUCUGACAGUCAAGGCGGGGUUAACUCUGAAGAGGAUUUGCAUGUCUACUUCAUUUGCAUAUGAUCGUCUCUGUGUUGUGAUGCAGUAUCUCUGAUAUGAAAUGAGAUGUUGAAAUAGGUUGACAGUGCUUUUUCUGUUAUUACCUGGUAUGUUUGCUCUUCUGCUCUUCUCACUUGGGUCACUGACGAGAUGACAGGCAAGCAAAGGUUGAUUUUGCAUGUGAAUUGUAAUUACAAGGGCAAGUUUUUUUCAUUGUUUUUUUUCCAGAGCCUGAAGACCCAGAUUUUCCCUCACUCUCGUCCUCUCGGUGUGGUUCGGCAUCUGGACUGAGUUAAAGCAGCAGUGCCAAAUGUUAGGCAGUGCUGGGGAACAAAAGGGGGUGGCCAGCAGGGGGGUUAAGGGGAGGGAAGCAGAGGGGGUCUGCAAAAAAAGAAGGUGGUAUGGCUGGAGAAAUGGAGGGAAAGGGGCACGGUUAGGGAGGCAGUUGUAAACACAGCAGUGCAGCUGAGACAGACGGGUGGUGAGAGACAGGGCAGUGGUGUAGGGCCGUACCCGGGGCCUCUUGGAUUACUGACCUGCUGUGAAAUGCACAUAAAGUGGGAGUUCAUAAAGCUGUGGCUAAAACUAACAUUGGAUUAGUCCAGGCUGCAACACCAGAACACCCCGACACCUAGAGGAGUUGUGCAGCCAUGGUUUCAAGUUGUGUAAAAGUAGGUUGUCCAGUAUGUUUAUAGACAACCUCAGCUGUUGAUGUUCACCCUUCUCGCUUGACUUGCACUGAUUUAAGUGGGAUGUGGGUCAUACUGUCCUCCCAGGGAUGUCAGAUAAACAGCAGCCCACUUCAGUCUGUCAAUACAUGACUCAAAUACAUAUUUAGUGUAGCAGAUCAAUGGACUGCUCAGUGAUGACCAUGCCAUAAUUGAUUUGAGUUAUCUGUCACAGUUCUGGUGAAUUCAUCGUGACAGACAGCUGGCUAGCUUGAACUUAGUUUUGAUUCAGAUAAACAGGUCAAUGCCGUGAUGGAUAGAGCAUAAAAUGGUAUUUAUUGCUCUUUUGACCCUUGCUUGAAUGUAUCAGCUGUGGUGUCUUUCUCCUCGAGCCUUUGCAAGAACAGCACGUUGGCAAUGAGCUUGGGUUCAACGCUGACUGAAUAAUAUCAACAAGUCAAAGACUGGAUCCCUGCGGCUCCGCUCUCCUUUAUCCUCUUCUUUAGACGCAGGCAGCAGAUGCUCCUCAGCUCUGGUUUUAUUGUUUGUGGCCUGCCAGCUUGGGAGCUGACUUAAAGACAGGGGGGAGGAGAUGAGCUUUUAGUGCCAUUUUUUUUCUUCCCUCCGUCUCAUCAUAGUUCCCUCUCUUACUGUCUGUGUUUGUCUCAUUGAGCCUGGUUAGUGUCUGCUGGAUGGGUUAAUUCCCUGACUGAGGUUUUGGUCUUUUUCUGAAACAAAGGGUUGAAUCUUUGAAUGAUCCCAUGUGGCUCUGGUGGGCGGGCUCUGAUCCAUUCAGAGCCAUUUCGGGUGCAUCUGCACUUCCUUUAGAGCCUCGGCUGUGAGGCUGAUUUACCGCCAGUCAGCAGCAACAGGAGCAAUCCCUCUCUCCCUCUUUCUCUCUCUCUAACAUGCUGCUCCUGAGAGCAUUAAUGAACCUCCGAGAGAAGACACAUACACACAUAAACAUGGGCAGAACGCCACAGGCAUGGAGCACUCACAAACACACACUCACACUCAUAGUGAAUCUUGCUUGUGUCUUUCAUUGUGCCCAGAGGACAAUGAAGCCUGUUUUGGCAGAGAGCCAGCCCCUCUCAUCUCCAUUAGGUCAUGCACAGAGAGUUGUAGUGGUGAUGGAUACUUGAGUGGCCCCAGCUCCACUUUCCCUGGGGAGGAGAGGAGAAGAGCACAGCCACAGCGUUGCAGGCUCAUAAAUCUACCCUGCAAGAAAUUUAGGAUGGACCUACAGAUUUUUGAACGUUUGAAGCAAGAUAAUAUCAAUGAAGUGUAAUAGAAAACAGUGAAUAAAAAAGUGAGUCAGUAUUCACCAACCCCCGAAAGUUUGCCGCUGAGACAUUCAGGAUGGUUAACAGAGUCUUGAGUGCGAUAGUCUGAGGAAUCCUGUUUUACUACCCAAUCACUCAUCCCUACAGAUAAACUUAUUCAUCCUCUGAGUCACAUCCAGGAUUGUCUCAUUUACAGCACUCCCUCAUAUAAGGGGAGAGCGUAGCCUUGUGUUGACUCACUUGUCUUAUUCUCACCAGGCUUGCUUUUUAGAGCUAAUCUGAUCGCUUCCUUUAUGGUUGUGUUGUGAAUGUCGACUUGAUAAUUGCUACAAUGAAUGUACUCCUCUCUAGAAAUAGUAUAGAGUCAGUGUUGACCAUUUAACAAAGCCUAGAAUUACCCUUUUCCCCUAUCUCUGAAGUCUAUACGGUAUUUUGUAGGGGUGGGAAUCACCAGUGGCCCCACGUUAUGAUAUUAUCACGAUACAGUGAGUAUUACGAUACCAUGUUUCGUGAUUUAUGCAAUUUUUUCAACUGUUUAGGUAAUGUAGCAUUUGUCUGUCCUUUAUGUUUGUCUUAUUUACACAGUAUUUUAUUUUCAUGUAGCACAUCUUACAAACUUUAUAUCUGUAUUUGUUAGGCUCUGAUGAUAUGCUUUUCUCCCGAUUUGAUUGUUCUACGAUGUUUUGGAUGCUGUUCGAUUUAAAUUGCGAUUCCAUGAUAAUGUCGAUUUUUCUCGAUUUUUAGGCCGCAUUUUUAACACCAGUGAAACAGCUGAAUGAAUAUGAUUGUCUACUGACUAUUCCAGAAACCAUAUUUCCCCCAAAAAUACAUAUCACAUGUAAGUCAGUUUUUAAGAUUUAUUCUUAAAUUUGCAAAAAUAUUGAUUUUUGAACAAAGAAAUCGAUUUAAAAAUUGUAAAACAAAAACUUGCGAUACUUACAUGAAUUGAUUUUUUCUCCCACCCCUAAUAUUUGUUGUGCUGAAUUUCUACUGCUCUAUGGUAUCACUUCUGCCAACCUCACUGGACAAACAGUUGAUUUCAUUUUUCCAUUAUCAUAGAUUUCAUUUCAUAUUAGCAAUUAAUUUGAAAAAUCAAUACUUGGUAAAUGAGACGAAACGAUAUAUCGUCAGAUAAAAUAUUGCGGUACUAUGCUGUAUCAGUUUUUUCUCCCACCCUUAGUAAUUUGUCUUCAAUGCACACAAACCUCUACAUUAUUGUUGUUUCCAUUGGGGGGAAAAAAUCAUAGUUUUCAGUAGAGGAGGACUGAUAUCAUCCUUUAAGACCCUAUCUACAAAGAUAUUACCAUAGUGUGGAGGGUAAUUGUGCAAAACUGGGAGACUUUCUGGGACAAUGCCAAUGUUUGCAAACAUCGCAUUCAAAUCCCUCGUUAACUUGACAUCCUUUCACUGCCAAAGUCUGUAUGAGUCCCUCUUCUGUUCUUAUCCUGUUAUUGAACUUUGUAGCAUCUAGCAGCCCUGAGUAACCAGAGUUAUCAGUGAUGCUAGAGUGGACUGCCGGCAGUCACUGAGUCUGUGUGAUGACGUCAUGUCUUACUUCCUCUCAGUCCUCCUCUUUGUGCACAUGCAUGUCUCAGCGAGUAAGGCAGACAGUGUGGGGUAGACCAGAGGAGUGAGUUAACUCAGAGGCAUACACAGAUAUCCAGCCCAAGUUCACUGACCCACUAUGUGUCACUGGGUCAUCCACUUCCUGUCGGAUCAUCGAGUCAGCUGCUGGUGUCUCAGCACUGACUGGUUGCUCUGUUUACACAGUGCAUAUGAGUGUGAGUGUGUGUGGCUUUGAUUAUCCAUUCGGGAGAAAAUGUACUCUUUGUAGGUUCGACUAAGAGCAGAACACUCCAAGCUUUGACACAUCUCCAAGUGAGAUCACAAAAACUACAACAAUGGCCUUAUAAAGGCAAAAUAUUCCCUCUCUCCCUCCGCUAAUUUGCACUGUAGACUUACUACAACUCCUCCUCUUUGGCAGCGCAGGACUUUUUUUUUACUUUUCAUUGACGGCGGAUUAUGGAGAUAGAUUAGGAGUAGAGAAAAAGGGGAGUUAGGAGUUAGACCUGGUUUUCUUGUUUCACUGACGUCAACUCCAAAGCAGUGCUUUCGUGCAGCUAUUUUUCUGUUCACAGUACGGCAGAAAGGCAUUUGCUGUUUGUUAUACAGCCUGUGAGUGUGAAUAUAUGUGUUCACUCUUGUACAUUUUUGAUAACUAUUAUUUAACUUGUCUUCAUUGAUGUCUCUAUUUAAUCCUGUGCGACAGAGUUAAAAAAAAUAGUGCUGAAGUCUCAAAAAUGGGAUUUAACGAUUCUGUAAAUCACCAAAUAGAUCAUUCAACAAGACAUGUUACCGGCUUUUUAAAUCUUAAGUAAUUCAUUGUGUCAUUAUUAUGUAGAUCAAUACAUUUUUACCUAACCAAUCACUGCACAGUGGCCUGGUAGAUAAUGAGGUGGAGCUUGAAGGAGGUUAGUUAGUCCAUUGGAGAUGAGUGGUACCGCCUUUUUACAAAAAUGUCUGUUUUAAAGAGCUUGUUAGUUGUUAAACCCUCUUCCUGCCGUAAGCAGCUAAAGAGCUCCUCUCUACCCUCAGCAAAGCUCUCUCGCUCUAGAGUCUCUCAUCAACCACCAGUAAGCAGCUAAAGUGCCAGGCUAAGCCUACGUAAAGCAGACAACCCCAGGUCUUAUCUUAGGAAUGCCGGGCAUCCUUGCAGAGGAUCUCCUCCACAGGGAGGAAGCUGCAUUAUCACAAAGCCUCCGUCUCCUUUGAUUUUCCCCUGAGACCUCUCUCUUUACUGUCUGACUUUUAGAUGUUUACUUUUUGUUUUCUCCCUCUCUCUGACUCUCUCUUCGUGCCCCUUUUUUCUUACCUUGUCUGUCAUUCCCUUUUGCCUCUUUUUUCACUCUCUCUGCUAUAAACGCUCACACACUGGUACUGCAGCUUUAUGUAAGCUCUUUUUUUUAAAACUUCUUUUGAGAGCAGCUCAGGACUUGAAGUGACAGAUUUAAACCAGACAGGGCCCAUGAUGGAGGAUAAUGAUGAUGCUGUCUUUUGUGGUCUUUGCAUGCAGUUUUGCGUGCCUUGCCAUUUUACUGGCUUGCAUGUUUUUGGGACUGUGGUCAGCCUGGCAAAAGCACAAGCUCAUGACUCUCCAAUGCUUUAUUUUCCCUCUAUUUCUCUCCUGUGACCCAGAUGCCUCCAGUUCAGAGUUAGGGUUUGUUUAGAUUUUGUUAAUCAUUUGAUGUAAAUCUUCCUUUUCUGCACGUGUUAAAUUACCACAAAGUAAAAGAUGUAGUAGAAUAGGGCUGGGUGAUAUGGCCUCAAAUCAACACGAUAUAUUGAGCAGUUCAUCUUGAUAACGAUAAAUGAACAAUAACUCCUCCAUAAGCUGCUCACCCCCUCGCCGCUCCAGCCGCUACAAGUCUUCAUCUCCUCCCGUCUUUCCCUCUUUGUGACCGACUGGAUGGGAUGGAGUCAUGUCUCCAGUGUAGGACAGCGUCUUAAAGGGACAUGAGACCAUAGCCUACCUACACACACCCAAAACCAACUUUUAUUUAUUUAUUUGACACCGAAUAUACCGACAUGUGUAUAAUGACUUCAGUUAUUGUCGUAAAUUUCAGCAUUGGUAAGUUUUCGGUUUAUCACCCAGUCCUAUAGUAGAACCAUGAUUUUUUUUUGUUCUGACUUUAGUUCCCAUGGUGAAACUAAUCUAAAACGACUUAUCUACCAUCCCAUGACUAGAUUCUUGCAGAUGAUAGAAAAGAGCUGGUGGGUAUUAUUUGUAUUAACGUCGUAGAACACAUGAGCCCAAUUGCUCAUCAUCAAGCUUCAGCAAAAACAAACAUUUUAAUGGAGAAUUUAAUUUCAUAAUUCAUGCAGAAGUGUAUGAGAUCCUCUUUUUCCUCUGCCUGUAUUUUUUUGGCCUGUAUCUUGGGCUAUUAUAUUACGUAUUCUUCAGGCUGAGAAAACAAACUGCCUUGCAUACAUGAUAGAAGUGAUAAACUGCAGGAUUCUCUGCCUGCAGGACUCAACCCGAGAUCAGGUUACCAAAGCAGUGCAGUUUGCUGUACAGCAAUUUGAACCAGGUUUGUGUUUCCCCAUGAGAGACUUACAGUUCACACAGUGUGCAUUACUGAUGCAAAGCCACGCUAUGUGAUCCAACAUUAGACCAAACCAUUCCCAGAUGCUCUUCAUCCACUUCACUUUACACACAGAUCACCAUUUUGCAUUAUUUUAGACAAAGACGGUCUUAACCUGGAUCCGUUUGUCCAGUUGUGUGUGACACUGAGUCUGACGUGAAAUACCUCAACAGUACUUUUGAGUUUUUCCCUUUAAAUGAACAGGUUACACCAGCCGGACCUUCUCCUCAACUCUGAUGAUGUCAAACUGUCAUUGAGUCAGUCUGGUGAAGACACCACAACAAUCGACACCGUCAGUAAUUUAGGUGUGGGAUGAAGUGAGCUUGCAGCUGUACGCAUGAUAGUGCAAUGAUUUGGAUGCUAAUUACAGAGGAGUGUUAUCCCUACAUGAGUUUGUACUGCCACUAACUGCUGUACAGUAGAUUCAUGCGGUGUGGAAAACUGCAAACUCAUACAUGGAUGAACCCGACUCGAGUCCUCCCUCUCUGCAGGCUGCAGAUCUAUGUGCCAUGUGUACAUGGAUUAGUCACAGAUUGGUCUUUAAAGUGAGGUUUUCUUUGUAUCGAGACAUUUGGAUCACUUAGCACUAACCCUAGCAUGUUCAGACACAACUCAAAGAACACAAUGUGAACAUCUCAGAUAAAUCUAUACCUGUGUAAUAACCGCUUAUUAGAGAGUUAAUUCAUGUUUUUGAGUGUCAAUGUGAGAGGUACUCAUCAACAGUCGUUGCAUUACUCACAGCAGAUGGUACAGGUUUCUCUGUGAAGAAGCAUCAUUAGAGCUCUGCUGAAACACGGAGAACUGUGCACACAUAGCUUACGUAAAAAUACUGUAUAGAGGAAGUUAUGCACAAGGAGCAGGCUGUUGAAAGGGCAUGUGAUGCAACUUUUCUAAAUGUAGCACUGCCUACACUUUAACUGAUCAUGCUUCUUUGAUGUGUUACAAGUGAUGACAGGUUUGAGAGUUUUGGUCCUAUAGUGUGUCCCUACUCUUGUAAUCUUUAAAAGUCUUUUGCUGUCUAACAGGAUUUAAGAGUAAGCGUCAUGGCGGACUCUGGGAGCUAACCGUUGCUAGCUGCCUAGCUUCCUGGUACUGUCAUCGAAGUAGCAUUUUCUUUUGAACCCCACCACACGUCUUUUCAGUCAUGGUGUGUUUUACCAAACACAAUGUGUAGGUAAGCCAUGUGUCAGCGAGUAUUUUGGAUGUCCGUCUCAGUUUAUGCUUCACGUUUACUGUCAUCGCCAUGGUUGCCGUGGUAGUCUGACAAGAUAAUCUUUAGAAAUGUUCAGUAACUGGGCCUUUGCAGACUUAUGUCGAAAGGGAGAAAUCAGACCCCAGAUCACUUGUAUGUGAAUUUCCCAGUUUGGGAUCAAUAAAGCCCACCUACCUACUUACUUACUUACUUACUUACUUACUUACUAACCUACUUACUUACUUACUUACUUACUUACUUACUUACUUACUUACUUACUUACCUACUUACUUACUUACUUACUUACUUACUUACCUACCUACCUACUUACUUACUUACUUACUUACCUGCCUACUUAACUUACUUACUUACUUACUUACUUACUUACUUACUUACUUACUUACUUACUUACCUACCUACUUACUUACUUACUUACCUGCCUACUUAACUACUUACUUACUUACUUACUUACUUACCUACCUACUUACUUACUUACUUACUUACCUGCCUACUUAACUACUUACUUACUUACUUACCUACCUACUUACUUACUUACUUACAUACUUACUUAACUACAUACUUACUUACUUACUUACUCACUUACUUACCUACUUACUUACGUACUUACUUACUUACUUACCUACCUACUUACUUACUUACCUGCCUACUUACUUACUUACUUACUUACUUACUUACUACAUACUUACUUACUUACUUACUUACUUACUUAAUUACCUACUUACUUACUUACUGCUUACUUAUUAACUAACUAACUAACUAACUAGUACUGUGUGGGCCCUACUGUUCAACAUGUCAUUAUUCAAAGGAUCCCCUUUAGAGAAGUUCUGACGACAGAUACGUUCAAGUGGGAAUAGUUGCAGAUAUGCAUAUAUUGUUUUACAGAUUAAAAUCUAUAUCAGCUGGUUUGCUUGAUAAAGUCCUUCAAAAAUCUGGAAAAAUUUUGUUUUGCAAUUUUAACCUAAAGUCAAACCUACAGUUAGUUUACACAGGGCUUCAAGCAUUGAGCUGGAUUCUGUUUAGUCCAUUUAUUGUAUGGAUGCCAUUCACAUGACCUAUCAGUAACAUGUUUGUCCUGCCCUCUUGGUAUACUGUACUUUACUUCAUUAAGACAUCUUGAUAGAUCUAGAUUUAUCUUCAACAAGGCAGUCUAACUUGGUCAGGAAAUCAGUCAUCUCCGCAGCUAGGGCAGAAACAGACCUCUAUUUGUAUUCAGCUAAUGCUCUGUGAUGUUGCAAGACCUUUUCUGAUGGGAAGCUGCCAGACAGAGAAAAUUGACUUAUCCAGGAAUGGAGGCAUCGGUUACCGUGGUGAAAAGUUACCUAAUACUUUUUGUGUUCUACGUCACACAUAACUGUAGGUGUGUUGUCUGUGAGAGUGAAUAAUACGCAGUCAUUACACAAUUUGUGGUUUACCAUAAGCGCCCUCUGUUUGCAUAUCUUGUUGCUAUCAUUGAACUGAGGGGUUGUAUUUCUGUGCAGCAUCUGCAGAUGCAACUUCUGGUAAACUUUCAGGGACGGAUCUGUCUACGUGUGAUGUGAGAUUACUGCCAUGUUGUUGAAUCACUACUAAUGCAAAAGUGUGAGCCCCGUACCCAGGCAAAUGUGCUCUCCAAAGCUGCAGGGAAUUUCCUUCUUUUAUUUAGCUGAAAUGGAAGUGAAGUCAAAUUUAAUCAGAACUUCUCCAAUGACUCACUUGUAUUUUUAGAUUUGAGAAAACCCCUUGAAUUAAAUCACUUUCAUAUGGUCCUUUUUACCCAGAAUGCCAAAUCUGAAUUUUCCUUGAGCAGAGAUUGUUUGUUCUUUUUGCUUUAGUGUGUUGGUAUCUUUUCCACUGCCAUCACUUGAACUUAAUAAAGAAAUUGACUUUGAAUAUUUUGUGGGAUGAAUGACACCUGUCCAAACGUCUAUGUUAAUCUUUGAACAUUUAAACAAUUUGGCACAUACUUUAACAUCUUUUCAGCCUUUUGAUUGUUAGUGUUAUUAAUAUUUGUUUGUUGUAAGGCACUUGUUUAGCUCAGCGGUUAAAACCACAUAAAAAAUUGGUUUUAAAUGCAGCCAGGUUUAGUUUUGAGUCCAGCACUUCGAAUCAAAGGUGACCAAAAAAUGCAAUCACAAUGCAGUCCCAUUGGCCUGAUUUUAUGAAUUCUAAUUCGACUAUGGCAACAGAUUGGGACCAGCCUGUAGAGAGAGAGAGAGAGAGGUAGAGAGAUGUUAACGUUGAUUUCUAGAAAGAGUUGUGACCCAGCCGAGUAGGAAUUUUUAUUGCAAUCAUUAGCUCUUCACACUUGUCUGUUACACAUAAAGUAACCCGCUGUUUGCUUGUUUCACUCCUGUUUUCUUUAAGCAUGAGGCUGUUUAUUUAUUUUCAUUGUGUUGCACAGAAUUUCAGCACUUAGUAUUUUGAUAUAGAAAGUGAAAUUAUGAUCAGAAAUAGCCUCCCAAAUGCUGCAGCCUGCGUCCUUUCAAACUGAUACAUGAUGUACAUGAUGUACUGCAACUCACAUGAUGAUAACUAGCUCCAUCAUCAAUGUAGAUGCAUUAGAUAUAUAAAGACCCUCACUGAUGAAUCAACCCUCUCACUUUCAGGUGCUGUGUGGUGAGACUGAAGCAGUAGAUGCGGCAUGCUGAGGCCACUCCCCCAGGCCCAGAAUGAGUGUCAGAGAUGGCGCUGCCCCCAUGGCAACGAAUGCAGGUGGAGGAGGGGGGGGAGGUGGGCCAGCCAGCCCCAACGAUCACGAUGGCCGCUCGUACCUGCUCCAGAUCUACACACGGCUGGCUGCUCAAUCUACCACAUGCUGCAGCCUUAGGUGAGCCUAAUAGUAAUAACAGCAUUAGUGAUUUGUGCUGUGCAUAAUGUUUCUAAAGUCCUCGGUGGUUUUUGUGCAUUAAUCAAAACAACUUGUUCCCUGUAUGAACUCAUCAGGGUGCAGAAGGAUGCAACAGCAGCGUCUGUGAUCUCAGACGCUGCCUCGGCCCUGGGGCUGGACCCUGGUCGCAUGUAUGUGCUGGCAGAGGUGAAAGAGUGUGGUGGGGAAGAGUGGGUGCUAGAGGCAGGAGACCUUCCAGCUCAAAGGUUUCUGCUAUGGCCUCGCAAAGCCCAGGAGCAACACCCUCAGAGCCUCGGUUUUUACUUUCUUCUCCAGGUAGAGUCAAAAGUUCACUUUGUAGUCAGACCCUGUGGAUGGAUUAUUGUGAAAAGAUGCUCUUGAUGUUGCAUUGUGCUUCCUCUUUCUUGUUAUUUCCGGAGGAGGACAGAAACAAGCUGUGAAGAAGUAUAUGUGGAUGGAAGUAUUUUCUACCUGUUAAACCACAAAGCUCAAGUCAAAGCUUUUGCCAGACUUUCAUCUGUAAACUGCUAAACUAAUUUGACCUUAUAUCUCAUUUUCUUUUCCUCAUCCAGGAGAGGAAUCGUGAUGGCACAAUCCAUUACGUUCACCUCCCAUCUGUGUCCAAGGAGCAGGAGGCCCAGCGGUUAGCCGCCAGGGGCUUCCUUCCCCCUCCACAGGAUGACUUUGCAGAUCUCUGCAACCUUCCCGUCCUCAAUGAGGACAAUAUAUUAAACAACCUGCGCACACGCUUUCACAAGAAAAAGAUCUACACCUAUGCAGGCAGCAUCCUCAUCGCCAUCAACCCCUUCAAGUUCCUGCCCAUCUACAACCCCAAGUAUGUCAAGAUGUACGAGAACCACCAGCUCGGCAAACUGGAGCCUCACAUUUUUGCAAUCGCAGAUGUAGCAUACUACGCUAUGCUCAGGAAGAGGGUCAACCAGUGUAUUGUGAUCUCUGGGGAAAGUGGCUCAGGCAAAACCCAGAGUACCAACUUCCUGAUCCACUGUCUGACUGCACUGAGCCAGAAGGGCUACGCCAGCGGGGUGGAAAGGACCAUACUUGGAGCUGGGCCAGUCCUGGAGGUAGGAGGAUAACAUUUGACAGCUAGAUAAUUUGUUGUUGUUUGUUUUAGUUACUUGCAACUUAGAGUUUCUCCCAGCUAAGUUAUCUGCUCUGAUUAGAAAACCCUAAGCUGAAUGCUCGUGCAGAGAGUAGAAUACAAAAAUUAAAAAUACACACAGUAAAGUUGUUCAUGUUUCUAUUGAGCUUCUUUGUUGCAGAUUAGCUUCAAGCUUCUUGGGCGUCUCAGUCACGUGGGAAUCAUAUCCUUUUUCUUGGUCAAUGUGGAAUAAUGAUUCACACAUUCAUUUUCUGAGCUGGCCUCUGUAAGGUGUGCUCUUAUGCUCAUAUGAUUAAGUCAUAUCAAACAGUGACAGUGUUUCCUCAGAUGUGACUCAUCAUGUCGGCACAGCGCGCAACAGUACAUUCACACGAAGCCGAAGGAUGCACAAUAGAGAGAGAGAGUUACGAUCUGAUAUAGUUUUAUGGUACAGUAAGUGUCUGCAGCUCCCAAAUGAUGAAACUUUCCAUGAAAGUAUCGGAUCACAUGCAGCACUCAGCAAAUGUAUUUCCAGCCUGUGACUUUCAUGUGUGGGCUGAGCUAUAAAACCAUAUGGUAGUCUGAGUAAGACGUAAACAUAGGACAGUGUUUAACCAAGAAAGAAGAAAUGAAAAAGCAAAUGGGAACUUCCUCUGUUAACCCUUCAUGAGUUAAAUGAAGUUGUUAAAAGAUGCUGUUGUGUCGUUCAAAGAAAGGGGGGUUUGUUGUUUCCCCACAACUUUGUAAAAACUGUGUUUCUAGUUGUGCGUCAGACACAAAUACUAGCUGUGCAUAACUGAUUGUAUAACACCAUGGGGUGUUUUUUAACUGUGAAAAUAAGAACAAUAUGAUUUGCCUUCGCUGGUAUUUUUGUUGUUGUUUCAGUCAGGUGACUUCAGCCUUCUUCCUGCUUUCUGAUCUUUGAGAAAUGAUAUGCUUGUGCUGACUUGCUUUGUGCAACCACGAAGACAGCAUGAACUGAAACAACAGCCACAAUGACACAGCCAGACAUAAAGGAUUGUGGAGGUUAGAUUUGGACUGCGCGGCAGGGUACAUACCAAUAAGAAUGAAAUGCACAGUCUCCGUAGAUCCAGUUGGUUUGGCUGGAAACUGCCUCUCUAUCUAUCUGAGUAGUCUCAUUGAUAACAUUUAUCAAGCAGGCAGAGCCGACACUAUAGCAAACACACAUUUCUGUGUCUUCACACAGUUAUUUACGAUUACACAUGAAGCUUGAAGUGUUUCAGACUGAGUGUAAAUAGAACAAAGACAAGUUUGUGUCCAUAUCUUUGUUUAUCUCCUCAGCAGUUGUGACUUCAAUAUUUUCCUUUGCAGUCUGUGAUCAGAUUCUUACGGUUGUAUUCUUUGAAGGGUUUGCAUGAGGCUCUGUAUCCUUACAGACAUUUCGAGGCUUCUGUCUUUGAGGCCGCUCGGGUCGUCUCUUUGUUUCAGACAGCUAAAUAGAUGAAGGCAGUUCUUUGUGUUUUGAUGAUACAGAGGCCACAUAAACAGAUACAGACAAGCAGACAUUUGUUAGCUUUUAACAAAAAAGAUUGCGUCAUGAUAAGGUAGUUUAUUACAGCGCAUGAGUCUAAGCCCUGAGCUACGUGGCAAAGAAUAGAGUUGGUUUUAUUUUGUGUAUUUUUUUUUUCCCUGCAAUGAGAAACGGGAUUGACUCCACUUUCACAUAUGGAAGAAUUUACCUCUGGUCAGACCUUAUUACCGUGAAGAGUUGUUACUGUGAAGUUAUUUUUCAGCAUCCACAUCAUUACCACUCUCAAGUUCUUUUAUAUGCACUCAGUAAACUGCAAUUAAAAUGUGUUUCUCAACACUGUUAUACUGCCCUGUAGUUCUGGCUAAAGUAAAUGAAUUACAACGUUGUGUGUGUUCAUGUGUGCAGUGUGGACAGUGUGGCUUUGAAGUGCAGGGUCCUUGGCUCAAUUAUAUAGUGGCUUCUGCUUGUGACGUGUAUGUGAUUUGAAAUGUAAAGAAGAACAAGGCCUAGAAAAGGUAACAUGAUGUUCCACCUUAAGUUGUGGGGUAAAUAUAACAGGAUCUCUGGACUAGAUACCAUGUAGGCAAACAGCAGAAAUCUCAACAUGUGGUUUCUGUUUAAUAGCCCUGCUUAGUGUGGGGAAAUACACAUUUUUAUUCCUGAUCUGGGAGUUGAUCUGUUUCAUUACAUGGUAACAGAACUAAGAAUAGAAGUUUAAACAGAAAAGCUGUACGUAGAAUGUGGUUAAUUCAAGAUAGAGAAUAUGGCUGAAAGUGAAAAUCCCCUCAUCUGUUAAACUAAGGUCACUGAAACUCAGCACUGAGGAAUAUAAUCAAGCCAACCAAAGAGGAUUGCCCAAAGGCUGUUGGCCUGGGCCCUAAUGGCAGGAAAAGUGAGUGGGUGGCUACAGUCACUCGCAGCCACUUUGUAUCCAUCCAUCAUUUUUCAUGUCUCAGUCGUCUCCACUGCGCCCUCUGACGCAGUACUGAAGCCUCUCCUCACAAAACUGCUGCUGCUCUCGAGUCCAUCUGAAUAAAUGCAGUGUUGGUCCCUUGAUGUGUGUCAGUCUGUCAGAGUCUUUGGUUCCAGACGGCUGAUUGAAGGAUCAGGGGGUGCAGGGGGGGAUGGUGGGAUUUUUCCCCUCAGUCAGCAGAGUUCUGGUCCUUUUGGCAGAAACUCUGCCACUCUGCUUCUGAAUAUGAAAAUGCAGUUUGUACGUGUAUGUGAGUGUGUGUAUGUGUGUUAACCCAGUCCAGAGCUGUGGUUGUAAUGGUAGACUCGGGGGACAGGUUUGGCCCUCGUUGGCCUGUUCAGAGGAGAAAGAGGAGGUUUCGGUGCAUCUAUGACCAGUCUGUCGGUGAUCCCUGCUGUAGAACAGCUGUACUCCCUGUAUUUACCCCUGGCAGCGUCGUUGCAUCUAAAUAUGUGUGCUGCCCACUAAACUCCAAGCAAAAGCGAGGCAGCUGCUCAAUGUUUUUUCCUCGCUACGCAACUCUCCAAGUUUUGAGUUUAUGUUUAAAGAUUCUGUUUUGACUACCAGCCUCUGCAGAGCGCUCAUAAGAUGGCUGACAUGAAACAAAACUGACUUUACAGAGGAAGCAAUAACUCCUAGAAUUACGUCCCACAGAAGUCUUGUGACUCCUUUCAGACAAGUUCCAGUUCAGAUCACAUAAACAGAAUGAAAAUGCUAUUCUUAGAAGUUUAGAAGACAUUUUAUUUGUCCUUUUUUUAUUACUCAAAGCUGAUCGGAUUACACUGAUGGAAAAUGUAUGUGUGUCCUCAAGCUAUAGAGGAGGUCUUCAGGCCCAGGUUGUGCAUUUUGAGGAGAUGAGAUCAUCGUUUGUGGUGCUGGACUCUGCAUGUGUGCUGUGUUGCAGGCCUCAACCUGAAGCCAUGUGUCCUACUUUACUUCUUUGUACCACUUCCCUCUAUGUCUCCCCCCCUGCAUUCAAUCUCUUUUUGUCCUGAAAUACUGCAUGUACAGAAGGGAUUGUCCCCAACAAUCGCAACAGCAAAACCUACAGGGCCUCUACCCGCAGAACAGCUCACCCACCCUAAAUAAAGAUAUCGGCUCCAAACUGGUCAGACUAGUUAGUCCUCUGUGACGUGGCUCUUUUGGUGUUGUUUUGCUGCCAGGCUUUCCUCCUAAUAAUAGGGCCCCUCUUUGUUGGUUGGAGAGAGAUAACUGAACAUUGCAGUAUGCUUAAGUUUGGAUUAUAUUUCCUGCAGUGUUAUCUUCAUUGAGGUCGCUUUUAAAAACAGAAAUUCACAAGCUGAAAACUCUGUACACUGUCCACUUUAUAUUUCCUUUUUUUUUUCAGAAGGCAUUAGCAACUGUUGGGAAAUGCCUCUGGGAUACAAAUGGACAACCAACCACCUGCCAGCAAAUUGGACAUGAGCUGGCUGAUGGAAUUGGGGAUGCCAAAGUGUUGUAGUCUCAGGGAUGCCAGUUAGCUCGACCCCUUUGUUGAGAAAGCCACCAGAGAGCCGGAAUGGAAACUAGGCUGUAAACCUCUGCAGUUGGUGUCGACUCAACCACAUGAUUUAGCACAUUUAAAUCAAAUCCAGCCAAAGCACAGUGCUUGGUGUACGUGUACACUCUAUUUGGGAAAAAAAGGGCUUUCUAAUAGCAAAUUAAGGUCCUUAGUGUUGAGAUGGCUGUCUGUAGCAUGUAGCAUACUAUUCUGCUGGACUAUAGAUAGCAACAUACUGAGUCGGGUCAGUACCAGAUAAGCACAUUAAACUAUAAUCCAUAAAUGUAAGGUAACAACAGAGACCUAAUGGUGCUGUGACAGCAACGCGAUUGAGUUUGAGACAGUGAAAAUACAUAUGGUAUGUUGUAUCUGAACAGGUUAGCUUACGAGCUAAAGUUACUUAGCACAGAUGAAAGUUAAAACACAGACGUUUAGCAAACCGUUAAAGCACACAAACUAUCGUCUUGAGAGAUCCGACGCAAUGACUCCCCACAAGUUGUCCUUCAGGUCGUUAUCUUUGUAAUGUUUGUGUCUUUUAUCAAAAAGCACUCUGUUCUCCGCCACGUAAACAAUCAGCCAGUCGGCCAUGUUGGAUAUACUGGUGAAUCAGACGUCGCAACAACACGAAAUCUGAUUGGUCAGAAGUGGACUCACAGAAUGCAAAACUUUAAAAAAUCGACCGUGAUCCAAAAAAAUUAAUUCCGCAAUAUCGCAGAAUAGGAAAACGUCGCUGAUGUGAACGCUUGUAUUGACAGGAUACGGGUUUGAAAAAAAUAUUGACAUCCAAAAUAAUCGCACGUAAAAAACGGUCCUGGUGUGAAAGGACCUUUAAGCAUGUAAGAUUUUUUUGUUGUUUGUUAAUUUUACCCCUUAAAUAGUUUGUUUGAGCUUAAAUAAAACUUUUUGAAUCUUCCAGAGAUGUAGAUGGUCUCUAGCAGCACUAAAAAUGAUAAUCUAAGUAAUUAUCCUUUUAUCUCCCGUCCAGUCAACCUUUGAUUUAGGUUUGGAGGAGUUGAAAAAAAAACCUGACAGGAAGAUAAAUUAUUACUUCAAUUAAAAGACUAAUCUCAGUAAAAGUGCUCUUUAAGUCCCCAGCCUUUUUUAUACCCGUCAUCUCACUGCUUCAGACAGGAAGUUCCUAUCAUCCGGAACCCUUUUUAACAGGAAGCGGCUACGACACAGGAAUUAAUGGCAGAGGCUCCCUGCGCUGUUAGCACAGAGCCUUGAGGGGUGUGAAUCUACCAAAGUAACAACUGUAUUGUUGUUCAGGAAGUGCAGAGGAGUAGCUGGCCAUUCUCUCUGCUGAUCCAUUGUUUAUCUCUUAGUUAUGGGUAGCACCUCUUUAUUCCUCAGCUAUAUUUGGUCAAGCUGGGUGGCAUUGUUUUGAGUCUGGGAAAAGCUGGCAUUACUGAGUUUACGUUUCUGCGUCAUGCACACGUGUCAUGUAUCACACACACACACACAGUUUACAGAGGCCUUGCUAUAAUCAUACCAUUCAAAAUCACAUUGAAGAGCAGAACACGCUGUUCCUUACAGGCCAAACACAGCUUAUAUGCAGCAAAAUGCUACUGGCCAGCCGAUUCAGGAUGUAUUCAUGGUCUUCUGACCUCACCACAAGCACAGUUUGAUGUGGUACCCAUCCAGACAGGGGUGGAGUCGCUUGAAAUUGCUCCAAUCUGGUAAAACAGCGGGCCGCAAGACGAGCAAAUCCAUGACUUAAAGCUUUGGUAAUUUUUUCCUACAGCUAACCUUUGGCAUCUUAAUUACUUAUACCUCUUUAAUCUACCGGAGUUAUGACAAAUAUAUGUGUUGUUUUAAGAUUACAAUUAAAUAGCAUAAUCAGCAAACUUGUCACAAAAUUUGACUAAAAAUUAAGUUCUGAAUGAUGCACAGAAAUUUUCAGUCCAUGUUCCUUCAGCUCUGUUAUAAUCGUUCAGCUGUAUGUUUAACUCUGCGAUUUGAAAGCACUUACAAAAAUACAAAAUACAAAAAAAAAGUUACUUUUUCACUACUUAAAUCAGACAGCAUUUAGCUCCUUUAAAGAUACUUUUAAGAAAAUAUUUCCUUUGGGCAAACAAAAAAUUGGCUUUGAUUGCAGAUGCAUGCAGAUGCUUGUGCUGCAAAGAACAAUGCAGACAGUAAAGUGGAGCAAUGGUUGUGGCACUUGCUGAAAAUAAAAUUAUUAAGACGAAACAUCACAACCUUGCAAUAUCUAGUAAAACUUGUUUAUGUAUCAGGGGGUAUUUGUAUUUUCCUUUCCAUUGUUUUUAGAGCCAGUGGAUAAUUUUGAUGCUAUGAAUGCAUCUGUCAAAUAUGACAAAUAUGAAUUGAAUUAUAUCAGCAAAAACCAAAACAACACAAACACAAGUGACAGCUAAAUGUUCAGAUUUUUGUGUUAUCAUAUUUUUCAUUAACUCAUCCAUUUUAUGUUCAUAUAUUUUUAUUGUCUUUGGUACAAAGUAUAUUUUUAAACUUGCACCUGGGGUCAAUUUAGACUAACCAAGUAAUCUACCAAGCGUGUUUUGGGGCUUUGGGAACAGACUGGAGCUCCUAGGGAAAAGCCACAGAAUGCACCGGAAGAACAACAUGGUGGUUUUAGUUGGAUGUGGUCUCCUCCUGCUCCUCUGGGUGUAUCUUCAGGCAGGUGAAGCAGCAGACUCUUCUCCAAAAUGACUCCUCCUCUUCCUCCUCCUCCUUCCUCCCCUGUGGAGAGUUCACCUCUGGACUAUCCAUCUCUCCUCGCUCCAUCGUACAAUCAGCUCUUUCUUUACAAAACUUGGCCUCGGCUUUUUUUAUGUGGAGCUUAUAGGUCAAAUAUUCCACCUGAUCCCAGAGUUUACGAUUUUCACCUUUCUCUGACUUAAGAUGGGCAUUAAGAUUAGCUAUCCUCGCUUCCUGAUGGCAGCUUUGCUUCUUGGCCAUCUCCAGCUGAGUCUGAAGCUCCUUGAUCUGACUAAGCAGGACCUCUUUUUCUGAGCCACUGAAGAUUUCUGAGGUAUCUGUGAUCUGCAGACUGGCCUCUGAUGAUAGAUGACUUGUUGAAGUCAUGGCUGGAUGUAAGAGCUGAUAAUAGCUGUACCCACAGUAAUACGUCACCUGUGGAAAGGUGUGAGAUGAAAUGAGCUGGCUUCUACUUGUAAGCUUCGAUUUAAACCUGAUGAUACAAAACAAUUUAGACCUGGGACGAUCAUCAAUAAAUCAACUAAUCACAUGUGUAUUCAUUAAUUAAUACAAUAAAUACAGUUAAUGCGUGAUUACUUUUUUCGUCCCUCGCCUACACACAGGCUGGAUGACUAAAGGGUUUGGACUGUGCAUCAGUCUCAGCACAUGUGCGUGUUUGUUUGUGGAAUGAAUGGAGGGAACUCUCUUGUCAGUCAUCCAGUCUCUUUGCACAGAGUGCAGCUCAUGAAUCUCUUGAGAAGCAACUUAAGGUAACAUAGUAGAAAUUUGAUGGAAAAAAAGAUGAUUGCAAAUCCAAAUCCUAAAGCCCUGGUGUGGAGAUAUCUCGGCUUCAAACCGAAUGAGCAAGGUGAGCCCAUCCAGGGCUUGACAUUAACUUUUUUCAGAACAAGCACAUGUGCUCCUAAGUGGAAAAAGUAAGGAGCACUCAAAGAACUUGAGGGGCACAAUGAAAAUUGAUCAAAUAAUGUGCGUACUAUUGGUCGGCAUAAGUACUGUUAUUUGAAAUCAAUUUUAGGUCAGCUGGUCACUUGUAAUGGAAGCUAUUGAAGAAAAUGUUCAAAAUUUGGCUGUAAAUUUAACACAAAAAUUUUAAGAGGACAAAUUAGGGAAAUAAAGAGGUGUGUCUUAUCGUCCGACCUUAGUACAAUUGUUUGAAAUCAAUUUUAGGUCAGUCAAUUUCAUGGAAGCUAUUGAAGGGAAACCGUCCUUUUUGAGAACAUCAACCGGUAAUUUAUUGACGGUCCCUUAUUCAAACAACUGACGUUGACAGCGAGGGUGCCAAGUAGAUCUAACUGUGCGGCUGUUGCUACUCCAGGUUAUAGAGUGAGAAGACACCGGUAGGUCAGCAGUGCAUGUACGUCGAAUAUCCAACCUAAAACAAACUCGUUGCAUUAUUUACAUGAAAAAACUUAUGUUGCCUUGGCUGUUUUUUUUAUGCGCAUAUGUGCCCGUAAAUACAUUUUACAAGUCGUACACAUCUAUUUUUAGUCACAAAUGCGAGUGAAACGGUCGCACUGUCGAGCCCUGCCAUCAACACAUACAAGCCAGUACGCUGAAUUUGUUCAAAAGCUGUCACACUACAAAAAAAAGGAAACACAACACACUUGCAUGCUCACCUGAAACUUUCCAAGUCUGUAUCGUAGUCUGUAUCGUAGCAACAUAGAAUCACGUGUAAAUAUUGUUAUGAUAUGACUAGUUUGAAACAUAAUAUGGUCGCAGGGCAACUGUCAACUGUUCAAUAUCUGGACAACACAAUUUCUCUCUUAAGUGAAGAGAGUUACACCAUCUCAGGUUCACAGAUAAAGCCAGACCCCGUCCUUUAUUCUUGCCGCUAGCUUUAGCAUCUCUGUCCGACCAUGAGAUUGGUCGGACAUAUGAGAGAUAUGAGAUUGAAUCCAGGUAGAUCCACACUGGAGUCUGAGUUGACGGUGUAUGACAGUGUAUGCUGUAUAACCAUUGUUCACAGAUAUGUAGACAUUAUACCUUAGAGGGUUUAUUUUAAGGCUGUCAAAGUUAGCGCGUUAUUGUCGCGUUAACUCGAGUGACUUUUAUCGCCACUAAUUUUUUUGACGCACGAUUAACGCAAGCCUUAGCCUGGCUUGACCAAACUAUACACACACUGCGUGGAUAUUCUUGCCGUUGUAGAGGAACAGUUGGUGAGGUGUCCAGGCUAUGUGAGCCUCGGGGCACUCCGUAGUUUCGCGAAUCAGGAAGUAUUGCAUUGACUGAUUAGCCGAUUAGCAUUGUGCAGGACGUUGGUCUGCAAAAUCAUACAAAUCGCAUCCACGAAAAUCCACGAUCUGUUCUCGUGUUGAUUCUCAUGUUGACAUAAGUAUUACAAUUUGAAAAAGAUCGAUUUAGAAUGGAUCAAAAAUAUGCGAUCAAUUUGCGAUUAAUCAUGAUUUAUUAUGAUCAAAAUUCGAUUAAUCGCGAUUAAAUAUUUUAAUCGAUUGACAGCCCUAGUUUAUUUAUUUAUUUAUUUUAUUAUUUUUGUACCUGUCCUACUUUUGUGCUGUUUUGACCCUGGCAUUAGUUCACUUUUUAUCCCUCUAUCAUUGUAGCAGGGAUUCACAGCCUGCCUCUGUCAUUAGGACUACCCAAUAGGACAAUCACACUUUUUCAGAUGUAUUUUGGGGAAAAUAACCCAGCCUUAUAUUAGGGUAAGUGGAAUACUGUCAAGCUUUAAAAUAAUGUGUUAUUCCUCCCCUCUACAGCUGGGAACAAUGCAGCAUUUAGCUGAAAGUACGUCAAAGUGUCCGAUUUGCUUCCCAGCCUUUGCUAAUAAUUACAAUCAUCUUUUAGUAUCACCCACAGCAUACUGAAGCAAUUAGGGUUUUUUUCUCUCCUAACCACUACUACAAUCACUUUCUUUCCACAGCGCUGCUGUCUAACACAAGUAAAUAGGUUUUCCACUGUGUCUGAUUUACUGCUGUAUAGCUGCAUUUGAUAACAGGCCUAAUUAUUCACAUCCAGGUUAAAUUGAGUCUCAGGAUUUUUCAUUAUUUAGUGUUGUCUUUGUGUAAAUUCAUAAAUCAUUCUUGGCUUCAGCAAACCAUUGUCGGUGAUAUCAUUGGGUUGGUAACAACAGUUUGAAAAAUGUUAGUAUUAAUAAGUCCAUUAUAAUUCUAUCUCACCCAAAGAUUUCCUGUCUCCAAUGAUUUUUAAGUGAAAUUAGAAGAUUACACAUUUGUAGCAUUAGACUGAGCAAACUUUUGAUUGCUUUAGGAAACCUAUUUUUGAUCAGAAUGAUUUACGCCUCAAUUCUUUAAGCCCUGAAAUCCUAACAUAAAAAUAAUUAAAGGUAUAAAGGGGUCGUUCUGCUCCUAGACUAUUCAAAUGAACUGUCAUGUGGUUGAAGUCAAGGAGUACAGACUUUGGCAUGUUAUUUACUUUUGACCUUCAUGCAGUAAAUUCAUGAUAGACUUAGACUAGCAGCAGCCCCUGUGAGCCCUGUUGACGCCAUUAUUGUGCCUCUUAGAAUCAAUCCUUUGUUAACCGCUGAGUAAAGCUGGAGGGGUUAAGUGUAGUUGGUGGGAGUGGUGCUGAGAAGCAAGGCAUGGAGGAUGAACUGUGUGAACAUAUGUGUUCACUGUCACUCUCUUUCACAUUCAGAAUCAAACUGUGAUUUGUCCCAUCAUCGCAGCCAUCUGUAUUUGUAGCUGAGCGUCAGGAACAUUAUUUAUGUGGUUGUGGAAAUAAACCAGUUGAUAGGUUGUUGUAGAAGUUUGAUGUUUGUAGCAGGAAUGCACGAUGUUGCCUCUCGAAGAAUGUGGGAACUGUCUUUGUGGCAGUUGGACUAUUUAGAGCCCUUUUGUGAGUGUAACCAUGCUGUAGUGAGGUGUCAGUGUCAGGGUCUUGGCAGUGCCUGUGGAAACGUUUAACUGAAGCUCCUUUGAGCAGUUUGGUCUGUAGAGGAUGCAGUAGUGCAUUAGAGUCAUAGCAGUAAGAGCCCAUAUCCAAGCUCUGGUUGUGAGUUUUUUGUAACUGAUAAACUCUCAUCUCAUUUUUUCAUCAGCUAUUAGUGUUAGGCAAUAUUACUGCAAAAUAGUACUGUAAACUGUGACUAACUCAAGCUUGUUUGCAAAGACUGAGUAAAGUAUAUAAUCUGUCAGACCAAAGAAAGUUGUUUAUGAGACGUCGCAAGCAAGAUAGUCCCCAUGAACGUUUAAUCAUUUCACUUCUCUGAUUUCAGAGUUGAUGCAACCUUACAAUUUAAAGUCUUUGUGAGUGUAUAUGAUUUCUACUGUCUUGGCUCCGCCCCUCUGCUUGUCAGGACAAACAGCUCAUAAAAUACACAGGUUUAGGGACACUCCCCUUUAUGGUUUGUAAGGAGAAGUUGUCAUGUGUUUUCUUUUCAUGAGUGUGUAUGUAUCAGAGGGCUGAAUGAGGAUGUGAGUUCUGAGACUUGUAGGUCUGGCUCUGUUUAAAUAGAAAUGUACAGGGGGAGGGGGCCUUCAGAGAAUCCCGCUCACCACAUAGAGGAAUCAGUUUAGACAGCGUCAUAUGUCAUGAACUGAUUGCUAGAUAAGCGUACCCUCAACAUGCAGGUAGCUGUCGCCCCCUGCUCUCUGUGCCUCUUCCUUUCUCUCUUUCUCUUUUCUCAGUCUCCCUUCUUUGCUAUUCCUCCACAAACUCCAAGAGAGGAACCCCAAGUUGGUAUGAAUGCAGAUUAGAAAAAAAACGUGAUUUGGCAAACUUCCCCAUACCUGCUGAGCCAUCCAGCCAAUCAGAUUGUCUGCUCAUGGGCAAGUUCGAAUACGAAAGAUGCUGUGACAUGUUUAGCAUUCCCCCCAUGGUGCAGUGGCCUGGGCUUUGAGGAGAUUUCCCAAGGUUUUGUGCUCUCAUCUACGAGGUUUAUGUAGUGAGGUGGAUCAGAACAGCACUGGGCCCAAAGACCAGCAGUGACACAAGGAGAAAGUUCUGAGUAUCAGCUCCCAAACGCACCGCACUCACUGACCCUUGAACCUUGAAGAUAAGUCAUAUUGAUUAAAAAAUAUUAAAAAUCAACAGAGUGAUACAUUUGAUUCCUGGUACAAACAAAACUUUUGAGCUUAAAGUUGAAAAAGUUCAGGGAGUGAGUGAGCUGGAGUCUUGUCAGAGCAAGUCCAGGUUUUGAUGAAAAUGGAUGAUCCUGGUCACGGAUAAGCAGCAACUGAACAUCUCUUUUGUUGUUGUUGUUUGCAAGCAGCACACACACGUACUCUCUCUCUUUCUCUCUCUCUCUAAACUAUUCAUAAAUCACAGUUGGCCUCAAAAGCUUUUUAGGAAGAUGCAAAGUGGCACCAGAUUUACUAGUCAGUGAAACAAGUUCUUUAUGUUUUCAAUGUUGCAUCUAAGCUGUAGCCCAGCCACCAGCUGCUAGUUACGGCUGUAGAUCAUAUAGUGAAUUGUUACUGCUCAUGCCCUACUGCCGUUAGAAUGAGAGUUAUUAGCAUUAUGGAUUAUAAAAGUAAAUCUAGGAUCGUUGCACUGCUGUCUACAUAUUAUUACAGUUGGACUGUGUGAAUUAAAAUCAUGCUUGAAUGUGGUGAAUGAAUCGUUUCACCCCUAAUGUUGGAUGUGUCUGGUUACACUGGAAACCACUUGAUCAGAGCAAUGCUUAAGCAGUGUAGACAUACAGACAGGAGAGACACAAGGCCAGUGGUGCUAGCUCUGCUAACCUUAGCCACACAAUAUUUAUGCUGUAACUCUGUAUUUAGCUGUAUUAAGUAAAUUGCUGUUGGUUUCAGUUGAAAUUUCAGUUUGAAGGAUUAGGAAAUAAGCAGCUUCAGAAAAUCUCUAGUGCAAAAUUAUAUCUCCAAAAUCACUACGGAGUAUUAGGGUCACAUUAAGAAAAAAAAAAAGUAAGACUUCGUAAUUACCUAUGAGAAUAAAGUUGUAAUAAAAUCAUUACUUAAGAGAAUAAAGUCAUCAUAAAGUAAUUACUUACGAGAAUAAAGUCAUAUUAUAAUUAUUACUUGGGAGAAUAAAGUCGUAGCUAAUAGCUAUUCUAACCUGUUGUUCGUUGUUUAAAUGAGCGCUGUGAAGCAUAUGGAUGAAUUGAUCUUCAGUAGCUAAAGGUUUCACAAACAAAGAGAUAAAUCCUUUGGCACUUCAGCAUCACAUUGUCAUAAGUAUCAGGACAUAUGCAAGAAAUACAUCUUUUCCGCAGAAAGAACCAGGCGGACUUGUAGGGAAUCGCUGUUUUUGAGGAGGGGGAAAUGGCUGUGCAGAGGUUAAAUCCCUCAAUGCAGCCGUUUAUAGCAAUAGCAUAUGGCUUUAGUUUGUCAUAUGAAUCUAUUUGCCAUAAGGUGUUGGUGCCUCUGCAGAUGUAGGUUGCGCCCGGUGUUGUGCCGGCAUCAGAGACAGAGGUGAUGCUCAUCGGAGCUCGACUCCCUCUGAAUCGCAGAUGUUGAUCAUCAGUUCGAUUAUUUCUUGAGAAACCAAAAAAGCCCUCUGAAUGACCCACUGAUGCACCCACAGAAAACUCUGCAGUUGACCAGUUCAGCCUUUUCCUCCUCCACAAAAGCAGCUUUAAGACUUCAUUUACUUUAGGACUUCAUUCUCGUAAGUCGUUAUUUUACUGCGACGUAAUUAUAAAGUCUAAAAAAUUUUCUUUUCUAAAUGUGGCCCUAAUACUCUGUCGCACCAAAAAAAAAAGUGCAAUGAGGUUUUAAAAAAGGGACAAUAUGAGAUUGGUAGGUCCACUUAAGCAGUAGAAAUUUAGGUCAGCGUUUCAUACGAAGGAAUCCCAAUCAGAUCCUUUGUGUGUGUGUUUGUUUGUGUGAGCCCUAACUCGAAUCAGCCCCACCACCACUGUAUCAAAUUCACCCUGCAACUGCUUUAGAAGAUACAAUGUGGGUCCUAUUUAGCAUGCACUGAGUCAACUUCCCCUGCGGUAGCCUUUUGUCGAAUGUAUGUGUGUGUUUGUGUGUUUGCCUGUGUGUGUCAGUAACCAUGUGAGUAUGUGCAUCAUGAAGGGGAAAAAAAGAAUGCUAUUCUAUGACCGUACUGAUGCAAUAAACAGGGCCUCUCAGGGAAGAAUUGGUGGCUUAGUUAGCAUUAGCCUUAAGCCUGGAGAGAAGCUCCGCUCCCCUCUCUGGUUCUGUUUCGAGGUUGCUGCGCAGAACGUCUGUCUGAACCUCAUUUAUCAUCACUGACCUUUGCCAUCGCUCUCUCUUUCUCUCUCUCUCUCUCUCUCUCUCUCUCUCUCUCUCUCUCUCUCUCUCUCUUACUCCCUUAUAGACUAACAGAAAAAAUUGAAAGAAAGGGUCUUGAGGCAGGAAAGAAAAGAAAAAAAACAAAAUGAGAAGAGUGAUAGGAGGGCAAGAGGGGCCAACAAGCUGCAAAUGCCCCCCCCCACCACCACCACGAUACACAAGCACAUGCGCACAAACACACACACUUGGACCUGCCCCUUUCUGUGCUCUCAUACUACAGUUUGAAAACAACAAUGAAGCCCUGCAGUAUCUUGUUUCUGUGUCGUCGUGUUGAUUUGACGUUGUUUUUAUUGACUUCGGUUAAAUUGUUAACAGAUGAGUUGACUUAUAAGGUGAACUUCCAGACCGUGUUGCGUUCACAAGCACUUCCAUGUAAGGGUUGAAACUGAUCAGCGGCUUAGGCUGAGUUUCAGAAGUUCAACAACAACAACCAAGAGGUUAUUUUAACAUUUGAGGGCUCCUAAAUUAUACUUUACUAGAUUGUCUGGUGUUGUCCUUGACAGUCGAGACUUGAAAUCUUAAGUUUGCGUUCCACUUUGAUAUUUUUUGUUUGAUUCGUUAAUGUCCUUUGUGUUUUUUAACUACAUCGACUUACUCUCUGUUUCUGUCCUCUUCUUUUGUUGUCUCUGUCAGGCCUUCGGAAAUGCCAAGACAGCCCACAACAACAACUCCAGCCGCUUCGGUAAAUUCAUCCAGGUGAAUUACCUGGAGAGUGGAGUGGUCCGGGGGUGAGUAACAGUAUGACUCUGAUCCCAGAUGCUGUAAUCUGCAGCACAAGAGUUUUGAGGACGUUUAAAUUGACCGUUUGAUCAGAUUAUCUGUGUGUUCGUCAUGUACCCUGUCUUCCUGCUCCUCUUUCUCUCUAUAGCCAUUGUCUUCCUCUUUACUUCUUAAUAAGACGUCAUGUGGCUCUUUUUGUGUGCAUUGUGUGCGUCUGUGUGUGUUUGUGUAGUCUGAAACUUUCAACCACCAGCACGUCCUUCCUUUUUUCUCAGCAGUCAGAUUCUGGUCAGCUGUGCUACUUCCUCAUUUCCUCUUGAGGAGAGGGAAACGGCUGCUGAAAGAAAACCUGUUGCGCUCUAAUUGUGGUAGAUUUAUAGGUGACAGGCAGCUAGAAAUUCGAACUAACAGCAACCAACAGCAAGAGAAAUUACUGUUGUUGUAAAUGCACAAUUGCAAUCAUAAAAAAAGUUGAUUUGAAACAUGUUAAAGCCUGUGGCGACAGCUGCUCGACUCCACGGUAAGUGAGCACCCCCAACCUGAUUAUCCUCUAAUGGCACCAGGUCUCAUCAUGCUUUAUUGAAUUUCUUACCAAGGGAAGGGUCUGUAAUCCAAUCAGGAGAGGUAAUUUCAGCUGGCUUGUACUUUUCUGGUCUAUGAAGUCAACCAUCCUAACCAAGAACACACUCUAAACCAUGAAUGAAGGCGAACAAACUGCAUCUUUUUUAUUUCAUACCCCCUACUUGCCAGUGUAGUGCCGCAUCAUUGCUGGAUACAGAGUGGCCACGCCAACUCUGCUGUGCAGAACUCACAAAGGCUGUCUGUCUAUCUCUCCAUCUCCAGUGGCAGCCAUUCAGACAGUCAAUAGAGGAGAUUAACAAAGGAAAGGCUGCUGUUCCACUCUGCUCUGCUUUCUGACAGACAGGAUAUUUUUAUUCUCCCCUCCUCUCUCUCUCACUCACUCACUCGCUCUCUUUCUCUCUCUUGGUCUCUGGCUAAUCCCUCUUCUCUGGGAUCUGAGUGAGAUGUGUGAAACAAUGCAAAGGAACACCCACCCUUUAGAAGAGCUGUUAAAAGACAGUGGUGUGUGUCAGUGAAAUAUGUCUGUACAUGAACACGUGUUGUAUUCAAGCUCCCGACUGCACGUGUCGAGCGUUCUCUCACUCUCGUAAAAACGUUGACAGAUAAAUGACUACUGUGUACGUUUUUCUUUUGAGCAGAUAUUAACAAACAAGAAGACAGUCUAGCUUUUGGCACUUGUAUUUAAUGUCCUGUGAUGGCUCUUUUGAUGAAUGCAUCAUUUGCUUAUCUAGUUUAAAGGCUUCUGAUACUGACCGGUACUUGAAAAGCACCUGAUUCAUCUUCACUAGACACAUUAUCGAGGAGUUUGGAAAUUUUCAAGUCUUAAACUUGGCCAUAGAGGGUCAUAACACCUGUAUGUCAGUAUUUUAUUUUAUUUUUUUUUAAAACCAUGAAUGAAGUAGAUGCCAGAAAUCACAUCCUAUCAUACUGUUUCAUAUCAUAUUGUAUCAUGUCAUAACAUAAGGUGUUUUAGCGUGCUGUGUCCCAUUACAUGGUAUUGUAUCACACCAAAUCCAUGCACAAAGCUAAACAGUAUUCACAAGUGCCAUUAUAACAUUAUUAUUCCAGUAUUCGCAACGCCCCAUUAGAGACAUCUACCAGGAAUCAUGUCAACAAUAAGUGAUAAUAUUUCUGUUGUGAAUCGGCUGCUCAGGUCAGUGUUAGUAAAAAUGAGAAAAUGCAUUGAAACUCACUGUCAGCAGGUCUUUAAAGAAGAAGUUUAAACUUGGUAUCAUUUGAUCUACACUUAACUUGGACUCUACCUUCUAGCAGAUGGAGGCAGCUGUGUUUCUCACAGAACAGCUCUAUUCUUAGUGUGUCAUGAAGACUGGCGUCAGUGUUGUUUUGCCUGGCUUUAAAAAAAGAAAAACACUUCUGACUUAUAAAAUCUGAUUUGGACGACUUUAUGGUCUUGGCCUGUUGUAUUCGGGUAAAUACCACUGCUUUUAAAAGUGCAUAUCUCAUGACUGCAGCGGUCUGAAAGCGUGCCUUUACUUCUGUGGCGGCUUUCUAGUCUCCUGUGUCAGACUGUUACAUACUAUAGGACUGAACAAAUGGAUGCAAAAGUGGACUAGUUGUGUGUGUGUUGUAAUGCUCUGAAAGCCUUGGUCACUCUUUGAUUGUUCCAACCAUCUGCCCUCACUUCCCCUCCUACUCCUCCCCUCAUUUUUUAUUACCAGCCCACUUUCACAUAUGACUUGAACACACACACACACACAGAGCAGAGUGACCUUUGGUGUUAAGUGAUUCCUCCUCAUUGUUUUUCUUCUUCCCCUUUUUUCUUCUCCUCCUCCUCCUCCUUCCCCCUCUCUGCCUUUCAGGGCCGUGGUGGAGAAGUAUCUUCUAGAGAAGUCUCGUCUGGUCUCCAGAGAGAAGAACGAGAGGUAAUGGGGGACAGAAGGGGUCCCGACCUUUAACCCUAAAUGACCUCCAUGGGGGCCCUUUGUGCAAAUAUGGAAGGCCUCUGAUGAAGUUCAGCUAAGAGCUUCAACCACAGGCCUUUCACUUCAGAUGUUCCUCUACCUUUACUCGUACUCACCCAGGAACACACAUUUAACCUUGAAGUGAGACAUGCAGACCGCGAUAUUAGACGUGUAAUACAUGAUUGUACACAGGUGUUAAAUCCGUUAUUACACAGUAUGUAUGUUCCUGUGAUGGAUGAGAUCAGCGCUGUUGGGUUUCCUCAUUUUAAUGUGACCUUCAGUCACUCCUGUUUAUGUAAGAUAAGAGUUAACUGCUGCUGCUUUACAUACAAAGAAGAAGAAAAAAAUCACUUUCCUAUCUCUCAGUUUGGAGAGCAGCAGUCACACUCGCCAUGUCACCGCGUCGAGUUCCCCUUCUUCGUACAAGCAGUUGUUGCUCACUGUGAUGUUCACCACUCUCUAGACUAACAGUAGCCUGCUGCUGGUUGUGCGAUUAAUAUGAGAUAAGAGUGUUUGGGAAGUGAGCUAAUUAAUUUCAGCUCUUAAAUUUGAAGUUGUGUGAAACACUGAUUAAUUAGUCAAACUUUGUUUUGACUCAUUAUAAUUAAAGUCUAUGUUUGUAUUUGUUUCAUAACUUUAAUAUGAAUACUUUUCUACAGACUGAGGCCGUAGGGUGGUAAUCAUUUUGACGUUGUUAUCAUCGAAAGACUUUUCUAUUUACACUUACCAUGUUUCCAUUUGAGACAUUUUAGAUGCGUUUGCACAGAAGCUCUCAUGGGUGUUGGUCUGUAAACCACAGUCUUCCACUGAGCCACUCAGCUGAAACAUUUUCUGCUUUGAUGAGAAGAAAAAAAAAAAAAAAAAGCUGAAGCUGUUGUGAGUUGUCAUUCACGUUUCUCAUUCAUAGAUUUUUCCAGCUCGCUUUGGAAAGCGUAGUCUCCUCCCGCCUCUGUAACCUCCAGGCUCCUAGCAGCCUACAUGGCGUACUGUCGGUUACCCGGCCUACACUCUCUGUUGACAGAAUAUCUCGCCUGUCUAGUCAGGGAGUGAGCCUACAGUAUGAUGUCAUGUUUCCUAGUGAUAAGUGUGGAAACUCAUUACUCCCAUGGGCUUUCUAAACAUAGUACAGUCACUUAUCUGCCUACCUGCCCACUGAUAGUACAUGAUAUUAUUAACAACAUCAAGCUCCUGAAAUUGCCAUCUGUCUAUUAGCUUUUUACAAUAUGUUGACUCUUGUUUUAUUAUUGAAACCCUGCUUAUUUGUGACCUUAAACAUGGAGCUCAUAUCCACUGAUGUGUGUUCACUAGGAUAACAAAACAAACAAAUAAGAUAUGCACAUAGGAAUAAGUCAACUAAUUGAAGAGCAUUUAGAUAAAGUGUCCUGCUGUAAUAACCGGUUGUGGGUACAGUUGUGUUGGCCUAAGGAGCAAGUUUUGCUUUACUUGGCGUUUUUGUUUUAACAGGAACUACCAUGUGUUUUAUUACCUGUUGUUGGGAGCUUCAGAAGAGGAGAGGAAGGAGUUCAAGUUGCUGCCCCCUGAAGAAUACUUCUACCUCAAGCAGGUAUGGUACCGCUCCUCGUCCCGAAUCCAACAGUUUAGAGUCUCAUCCCUACAGACACGAACAGCCACUUAAAUCUAACACUGUUACUCUCUGUGUGUGGACUCUGUAUUCAUGGAGACUGUCAAGCUUCUGAAUAAGCCGCUGAAUAAACUCCCAGCUUAAUGCUCACAUGUGUCCUGCAUUUCAAUGAAGCAGGCUUUGUUCUCCUUUUUCUUGCUCUUCAGUCUCCUUUUUUUUUUCUUUCUCUCGUUCCUCACCUGUUUGUUUUUCAAUUUUCCUUCCCUUAUACACGACUCUACUCUCUGGCUCUCUGUCCUUGUAGCAAAACUUUAAGAUUGAAGAUGAGGAAGAUCUACGUCAUGACUUUGAAAGGCUGCAGCAGGCAAUGGAGAUGGUUGGUUUCCUCCCCGCCACAAAGAAACAGUAAGUGAAUCAGUAAAAAAAAUAGUCGGUUUAUCAUGUGUAAUACAGGAAGGAAGUAAAUAGUUCUGUCAGACAUCCUAAAUAGAUUGUGUAACUGUAAAGCAUGUUCCCCCUUUAGUCCUGACAGCAUGUUAUUUUGGUCUCCAUAAAGCCCAAAAAACACAAUGGGCUAAUAUAUCUCAUGAACUAUUGUUGCAGUUUAUUAGAGACAGCAUGCAAUUGUAGUGCUAACAAUGCUGCUAUUCAUUUUUCUAAUUGAGCAUAAGACUUUUAAUUGUACCACACAUCAAAAGACUGUAUUGUUUUAUGCAGCUGUGUCAUUUUUUCAUUCAAUUUAUACUAUUUUUGCGACUGUGUUACAGGAUCUUCUCUGUGCUCUCGGCCAUCUUGUAUCUGGGCAACGUGACCUACAGGAGGAAGUCAACAGGCCGAGAUGAGGGAUUGGAUGUGGGACCGCCUGAUGUUCUCGCCACACUCUCUGACCUGUUAAAGGUACAUACACUCGGUGCUUUUUAAAGGACGCUUUAAGGGGUUUGUGAGUCUUCUUUGUGUGUCAGCUGUCAUUUGUGCUGGCUCCCUUUCAGGUUAAAGAGGAGCUGCUGGUCGAGGCUCUGACAAAGAGGAAAACAGUGACCGUCAAUGACAAGCUGAUCCUCCCCUAUAGCCACUCGGAGGUAGGAACCAAACAUGGAGGCAUGUCUGCAAUCCACAGUAACAACAGUAGUGCUCAAUGGCCCAGUUGUUACCCUCAACCAGACUUUAUGUGUUGUAAUACUAUCUUGUUCUAAAGCACGCUAUGAAAUUAGACUGAACUUGUGAAUGUAAUCUGAUUAAUUGAUCAAAAAUGUAUGCAUACUAUCCUCUUUCCUCCCUCAGGCUAUCACAGCCAGAGACUCCAUGGCCAAAUCUUUGUACAGCGCCUUGUUUGACUGGAUUGUUCUGCGCAUCAAUCACGCACUGCUUAACAAGAAAGAUAUGGAGGAACAUGUUCCAGUAAGAGACAAAUCACAUCGACACACAGAGGAACACAAAUACAAUCCAGCGUGUCUCUAAAUAAAUAUUGAACUCUCUUAUGGUAUUGUUAUCGUACGUUUCUCUUCCUACUCCUCACUGGUGUCACUUGUUGUUGAACCUCCAGUGCUUGUCCAUCGGUGUCCUGGACAUUUUUGGCUUCGAGGACUUCGAAACCAACAGUUUUGAGCAGUUCUGCAUCAACUAUGCAAAUGAGCAGCUUCAAUAUUAUUUCAACCACCACAUCUUCAAUCUGGAGCAGGUCAGUUGUCUUUUUUUUUUAAACAGCAGAAGACUUUCACCUCUUGGAUUAAAACUUUUAGAUAGCUUCUCUGACCUUUGUUUAUACGAAUGACUUCUUCAGCGGUGAGUCAUUCAAGCAUUUCCUGAUCUCCAAGAGGAGGAGAGGUUUCAUAAUGAUUUUGAAGUUUAUCUUAUCGUUCAGACUUCUGAGGAGAAACACCAGAAGAACAGCAAGGUUGGAUUUGAUGGAAAACAUUUGGGGAGUUUUUAGUCAAACUUCUUACAUUUUACUUUGUUUUUUUAUCAGUUAUGAACUUGCACUUUAGACCAGUGGAGUGAAUAACUCAGGUUGACAGAGAAACAGCAAUACAGCGUGAUCUAAAUUGACCUGCGUUCGAAUUAUUCAUCGAUACAUUUCUACGUCUUGCUCUUUCCAGGAGGAGUACCAAGCAGAGGGAAUCACCUGGCACAACAUCGACUACACCGACAAUGUUGGCUGUAUCCACCUCAUUAGCAAGAAACCAACCGGCCUGCUCUACCUGCUGGAUGAGGAGAGCAAGUAAGAAGAGCUACACAUAAUACGCAUUGUUUGUUUGAUUUAUGAUUUAUGUCUUGUGGCUGUGAGUGGGAUUAAAGGUUCUCUUAAGAAGAUGUCUAUCAAUCUGUGACACGUUAUCUUUCCUCAUUUUUCAUGCCUCCUGCUCUAUCUCUGUUCUUCAGCUUUCCCCAUGCAACAGAUGAGACAUUGUUGGCCAAAUUCAAGCAGCAGCACCAGGGGAACAAGUACUUUGUCCCCACACCGGUGAUGGAGCCUGCCUUUGUCAUUCGACACUUUGCUGGGAAGGUCAAAUACCAGAUCAAGGUGAGGACGGAUAGUUCUGAAGUGUUACUCGUACACCCUGGAAUAUUACCUGAUGUCUGUAAUGUUGUUGAUUUGUUUGUUCUUGCCAGGAUUUCCGGGAGAAAAACACAGACCACAUGCGUCCGGACAUUGUGGCGUUGUUGCGAAGCAGCGACCGGGCAUAUGUGCGCCAGCUCAUCGGCAUGGACCCGGUGGCCAUGUUUAGAUGGGGUAUCCUGCGUGCUACCAUCAGAGGCAUUGCUGCCUUUAAUGAAGCUGGUCGCACCUGGGCUGCCAAAACAUCUGGUAAGUCAUUAGAUGGCUGGUUUCAGCAUGUGCUAUGGUAAAAAAUAGUCAAGACUAAGAGUCUGAGCCUCACUUUUUUGUUGUUGGUGGCCUGUUAAAACGCUCGAAAAACAGUCAAAUAAAGAUUUACAGCCUCUUUUCUAGUCUUGAACGGUCAAAAGUGUUGUAGAGGAGGUGUUAAAAAGUAUAUUUUAAAGGCAGAUGGAUAACAGAUUUACUGAAAAAUAUUACACUUCCUUUGAGUAGAUUUAAAGCAGCAUCUUUUGCCACAGUGUCACAGCACUACAGUUUCUUUGUUUGACAAUCAGCCUUACAUGUCAGCAUGCAGGAAUAUGCCAAAACAUAAGGCUGGAGGAGAUUUUGAAUUUUUCCGUGCAGUUUUCAACCCUCCUCUAGGAUUAUUUCAUACUCUCAAGAUACAGCACACAGACGAAAGUGCCUUUCACUGUGGAAUAAUAGAACUAAAAAGCAAAAACAACAAAACUUCUGCAGUCAUGUGACUCUCUUAGCCUUUUUUUGCACUUGAAAGCCUGCUUGUGAUACUUUUCUGAACAUGUUCAUAGUGAUUAUUAAUUUGCUGUUUUGUUGUAUUUUCAUUGAAGGUGUUGUCCGUCCAAUCACAAGAACUCCUUUAGGGGAGCUUCAGCGACCCAACGCCCCAAUAGACCGAAUGUACAAGUAAGUCUCAAACAUGUUCCAGUGAGAAACCAUGAAGCAUGUUUCACUCGUGUUUGGACUGGUUGCCAUAGUGCCUGUAGAGAUUGAGGCAGAUCAUCAUUCUGUUAACUAUGUUACCAACCCUGCAGGAGACACGGACUGAUUAAUUUUCAUGCAAUCAAUAUAAUACGCAGCCCAUCUGCAGCUGCAGCCUUUCUUCCACGUAUUAAAUGCACAGCAGCAUACUUCCUGUUUGCUUCUGGGUGAAGGAAUGUUUUAAGAUUAAUGGGGAACUGUGGACUUCCACAGUUAUCCUGUGGUGCUGCGUGAGAUGAGGAAGGAGUAUGUGUAGCACCUAAACUGUAUUUAUCAGAGAUCUUAUGAUAUAUUUGACCUGAGAGACUGACAAAGACAAAGGUUGAGUCGGACCCGUACUCCCUCAGCUCAUCUCAUCACCCAUAUCCUCUCCACCUUUUGGUGACCCUGGUGUGUGCGGUUCUCUCCUCUCCCUUUCCCAUCCACAGACGAGCUUCUAUGCUCGAUUUCUACUUUGAUCACUCAGAGGAGCGCCCUCUAGAGGCCUUUGAAGACAUCUUUGCUAGCUAUGAGAGUAAGAAGUAAGUGAAUUUGGUCGAAGGAGAAAAGACAAAGGAGAAAGCAAUGAAGACAUGAGGCCAAGCAGGAAGGAAAUGUGGGUUUUUUAUGGUAACAGAUAUGAGUUUGCUCCAUUUUCUCAGUCUGCUUCUAAAUCUAGUUUUAAUGAAGAAGCUUUAGAGUUACACUUUAUUUGACGCCUGUCUCUAUAACGCAUUAUAAAUAUAUGUAAAAUGUUGUUAACAGUUAUAACACAUUAUAAUACCUGAUCUUGUAAGUCAUGAUAAAAUGCUUUAUAAUGUGUUAUGAUUAUUGCUAUAAAGCAUUGUGAUCUUUUAUGAGUGUUUAUAACUAUAGUUAUACAGUGCUAUAACGUGAUUAUAACACAUUAUACAUAUAUUUUUAAUGCGUUAUAGAGAGAGGCGUCAAAUAAAUUGUCACCGCUUUGGUUCAUCAACUCUUACAACAUCUGCUUCUUUAAAAAUGAAAGCAGCAGCUCGCAGUAGACACAGUUUAACACAGCAUGAGAGAUUUGCCCUUUACUUUGCUGAAAUCUCCAUGUUUUCUCUGUAGCUGCUAAAGUCUAUCACCAUUCUUAGGUUUAUUAUUCUUGCUAUAGAGCACAGGAAGGUGUUUGUACUGGCCUACUGUGAUUAGCCAGGAUUACUUACAUCAGCUGUAGAGCUUUGGGAGCACAUAUGUAUUCAUACAAGCACAGGGGCCUCAAGUUAAAUAGACAAAAGAAUUUGAAAAGCUUUUUUAAAGUGGAAACAAACCAUGGAGGAUAGUUUUGGAUUGUUUGGCCCUCUGAAUUUUUACACUGGAUCGGCUCAUGCCAUUUGGAUCUUAAAUCACUUGGCUGUUUUUUUUAACAGACCAUCAUGAGUUUAACCCACUAAAACAUGAUAUGGUCAUAAAAACAUCCAGAUGAGCAAACUCAAAGGUGUCCAAUUCACUGUGACUCGUAUACUUUAUGUGUCGCCUCUUCUUUCCUGCCUGGCCUCUGUUUUGAUGGUAAGUAUAGAAAAGAAAUGCAUGGGCCAGCCUUGGGACACAGGAACGUUACCAUAUUAACCUCACCGGACCCAGUGUACAGUGUUUCACUGGUCCAGAUUAAGGACCAUAAAUCCAACAGCCUCACCAGUAACAACUUACAGCCGCAAAAAAAAAAAAAACCAGCAUGGAAACAGGCAGCCAACCACACUGAACAUCAGCUCAGCUCUGCAUGUGUACUACCACAGCGACAAGACUACGGGCGUGAAUACAACCCGCGGUUUCUCCCUGUAUGUGUUUCUCUGUUCUGAAAAAGGUUACAGCAGCAUGGUUGGGUGGUCGAGUGUGUCUUGUGGUUUUCAUGUACAUAAAAAUGACAAGAAGAAGAGAGCAUUUUGUGGGUAUUUUUAUAGAUGAGCAGAGCAUGAAGUUCCUCUUGACAUCAGACCCCCAGCCAUCCUGCGGUGUGUGUGUGUGUGUGUAUGUGUGUGUGUCUUUGUUUUGGGUAACUGCGGUGGUUUGUUUUUCCUCCGAGGUAUCCUAACAGUGGUGUUCUAUCAAAUCCAACAUUACAACUUUUUUUUUCUUUCCUUCCUCCUUUUGUCGUUCCUUCCCAAAUCUUUCUCCCCCCCCUCUCCUCUGUGGCUCUUGGUACUUCCCUCCUCUUAACCCUCUCCUCGUUGGGCGUGUGUCUAUGGUGUGAUCAGAGACAUGCAUGCAGAAAUCAUCAGCUCCAUUAAGAACUUGCAGCUGGAUGGUGAGGACCCUCGCAAGCUGCUGCAGUCCUGGGGUCGCCUCCGCUUCCCUCGACACGUCCUUCAGUGAGUCUGCAGACAGACCCGGCAUCAGCUCUCCUCCGGAUCAGUGUAGAGUAGUGGGCUCAGGCAGAACAUGCUCAGAUUCAAUUCUUGAUAUUGAAGCAAAGAUAGUUCGACCCUGUGCAGCCCAUGAGCUGUUUUGAUCCAUUUUUCUUUACCCUCCUGUAAAUCAAAAGACGUGGCAUUUGCAGCUUUAUUUGUCGAUAACUUUCCUCUUAAAGGCUGAAUAUUAAAUACCUCAAGAACUGUUUUAUUACCUGCUGCAUGUUCACCAUUGGGGACUUUACCGGCAUGUUAGGUGCCUUACAGCAGCAUGCUAAAAAUUUACAGCACAUUCUCGACAUUGUCAGGGCUCUUUGUGUCGUAAAGAUAGCAAAGGAGCAUGUCUGUCUGAGUAUUGCGAGUCUCUGCUGGGCUGAUCAGUAGAGUUAUAUCCCAUCCUCUGUAGCAAACUCUCUCCUCCGCCUCUUCCUCCUCACUCAGUUAUGCCUCACCUCUUUUUGUCAGUCAUCCUGUCUUCUAGGUUCAACCCUUGAUUUCAUCACUGACUGACUGACAGCGCAUGAAGGAGUCAGCCAUCCGUACUAACCCGGCUUCACAUGCUCCAUCCACUACUUGUUCCAUCCUUGAGCCUAAAGGCUGUAACACUGCUUGAGUCCCUCUAUCUCACUCUGUCUUAUUUCUCCUCUUUGUGCAGGAAAAACAAGAACACCAAACAGAGGCAGGUGAUCCCCAAGGUAAAUCUGGGUUAGACUCUUCAUUUUACUGGUUUAGGGUUGAUGUGAUUUCAUUAGUUUGUCAUAAACUCAUCACAGUCAAAUGAACUCACUGUAUCACGGCUCUGCAGAGUUUGCUGGAUUCACGUUCUCUGAAGUUCAUCGUGAGUCUGACGCUGCACGAUCGCACCACCAAGUCUCUGCUCCACCUGCACAAGAAGAAGAAGCCCCCCAGCAUCAGUGCUCAGUUUCAGGUAACAUCACAACAACAACAGUCUGUUGUUCAUGUGUUUUUUUUCACUCUGUAUGGCUGCUACCUCGGCCAAGUUUCUCUUGCAAAAGAGAUUUCAAAUCUCAAUGGGACUUCCUUGUUAAAUAAAAAUAUAAAGACAAAAAAACAAGCCCUUCAUAUGACCCCUUUUUGUUUUUUACUCCAGACUUCUCUGACCAAACUCUUGGAGACUCUGAACAGGGCCGAGCCUUUCUUCAUCCGUUGUAUUCGCUCUAAUGCACAGAAGGUAAAACUUUUUGUAUAAACAGAGGUAAUUGUUGCAAAAUAAUCUGUUCUGUAAAAUAUGCACCCAGUAUGUAGACAUUUCUGUGUGGAAAUCUUUGGUCUAAACGGAUGGAGGCCAACUAAACACAACUUUUUUCCCUGUACACACUGAAUUCAUUUUGGUAACACUUUAUUUGAUGCCUAUCUCUGUAAUGCAUUAUAAAUACAUGUAUGAUGUGUUAUAAUCAUGUUAUAGCACUGUAUAACUACCAUUAUAAACACUCACAAAUGUUGAUAAUGCUUUAUAGCAAUAAUCAUAACACAUUCUUAAGUAUUUUAUCAUGAUUUACAAGGUCAGGUAUUAUAAUGUGUUAUAACUGUUAACAACUCACUGACAAUGCCCACAUAGAUAAUAUAAUGUAACUGUUGUUAACAGUUAUAACACAUUAUAAUACCUGACCCUGUAAGUCAUGAUAAAAUGCUUUAUAAUGCGUUAAGAUUAUAGCUAUAAAGCAUUAUGAUCAUUUAUGAGUGUUUAUAACUAUAGUUAUACAGUGCUAUAACGUGAUUAUAGCGCAUUAUAUAUACAUUUAUAAUGUGUUACAGAGAUAGGCGUCAAAUAAAGUGUCACCUUUAUUUUUUAUUGAACAGGGUCAAGAUUUGUUUUAUAAUGUUUAGUAGUAGUUGUAUAUUUGCCUUAUAAUUCCUGCAUUAAUCUGUCAUGGAUAUCUAAAUGGUAAGAGCAUUACUGAUGAUGCCUCUUGUGUCCUUGUGUAUGAGCAGAAGGAGAUGUAUCUUGAUGAAGCCUUGGUGGUUCAGCAGCUGAGAUACACAGGAAUGCUGGAAACUGUCCGAAUCAGGAGGUCUGGCUAUGGAGCCAAGUACACAUUCCAGGUAAAGUUACCGCAGGUGCCAAGACCACACACAGUCACACCAGGCACCGAAGAGCUGUACAUUUGAUGUUGGAAAGAGGUGUAUUGACCGGUGUCCAACACUGUUACUCAUACAAAUGUAAUAGUGUCAAAUCUAAUCAACAUUAGGCUUUAGGUUCUUUACCAUCUCUUGAGAAGUCUUCUAAUUUAAAACACCUUUGUUGUUUUUGUCGCUUCUUCAGGAGUUCGUCGAGCAUUUCAGGGUUUUGCUGCCUAAGAAUGCAACUGCUUCUAAAGAGGACAUCUCAGCACUGCUUGAUAAAAAGAUGGGCCUGGACCCCACCACGUACCAGAUAGGCAAAACAAAGGUAGACCUUCCUCACGACUCUUUGAGUUCGAUUCUUCUUUUCCUGUCCUCUGCUGUCCCUUUAAAAUCUGACGUGUUGUCCCCGUUCAGGUCUUCCUGAAGGAGCUGGAGCGACAGCAGCUGCAGGACACGCUGCACAAGGAUGUAAUGCGCAAGAUCAUUUACCUUCAGCGCUGGUUCAGAGCUCGCCUGCAGAGGAAAGAGUUUCUGGACAUGAGACAGGCAGCCAUCUUGAUUCAGGUAAAUGCAACAAUUGUCGGGACCUUAGAAAACGGUCCUAAAGUAACAUUCAGGUGUGUAAUUUCCUCUCCGGUUUCCUCAGCGUUCAUGGCGCAGGUACUGCAAAAGGGAGAAGAGACGACAGGCAGCUACUCUGAUCCAGGCCGUGUGGAGGGGACACAGACAGCGAACAGAGUUCAGCCUCCAAAAACAGGGUGCUACCAAAAUACAAGCCCUGGUCAGAGGACACUCGGCAAGAAGAAGGUCAGUACUCAGAUGUCAUCAAAAACGAAUCCACUGACAAGCAGUGCUCUGAGAACCUGAUCUAUUGUUUUAUUCUAAAUGUUUCCCAGGUGCCAAUCUUUACGGGAGGAUAAACGCAGAAAGGAAGAAGAGGAAAAAGAAGCCCGGGAAAGAGCAGAAGAAGAGGAAAGAAGGAGGAGAGAAGAAGAAGAGGAGGCCAGGAGAAAAGCAGAGGAGGAGGAGGAGGAGGAGGAAAGAAGGAGGAGGGAGGAAGAGGCAAUAAGAAUGGCAGAAGAAGAGGAGGCAAACAGGAGAGCUGAAGAGGAAGAGGCUGCCAGGAAAGGCCCAGAAGCACAGAAAAAGAGAGAGGAAGCAGAGGACCGACCAGCAAGGGAGCCUCGAACACGAGAGGAUACGGAUAUAGAGCUGGUCACAGAAGAGAUGCUGGAUGAGAACCUUCCUGUCCAGGAGACAGAGGAGAAGAGAAAGGAGGACAGCGUUAACACGAGUUCACACACAGAUGAGGAACAGAGCAAAGAGGAGGAGCUGGAGGAUAAGGAAUUACAUUUGAAGACUAACGGUACUCUGGCCGAGGCUGGACCUCAGCCAGACAAGACAGAGAAAGACGAGGAUUUGAGGACUGAAACACUAGAAGAGUCACAACAAGCUCUUCCCUCUGAUGUGGGCACCUCUGAUGCACUUACACUCACAUCCCCAGGUGAAGAGUCAAAUAAAGCACCUUCCAGCAAUACCUCCACAUCCUCCAGUGCUGAACAAAAGGAAGGACGGCCUCAACUUGUCAACAGGAGCAGCUCCUCCAGGAGUCAGGAGAAGAGAGAGCAGAGGAGACGGAGAGGACUGGAGCACAACCAGCGAGAAACAGAACGAGCAUCCUCCUCCACGGCCGGCACCAAGGACCAAACCUCCCAGCCCAAGAGCAAAAAUCAAGAACCCUCCAAGCUGAAAGAGCGGGCAGACAGCAAAGAGCUGGACCAGUACACGUUUGUAGCCUGGAAGAUGAAAGAGGACAAGGCAGAGAAGAAGAAGGAGACAAAAGCUUCCUCUGCUCCGGUUCGUCCUUCUUCGUUACCCCUGCAGCCUGCCGACUCCAUGCCUGAACGAAACGGUCUAGGUGAGGGGUCCGGAGCGGUAAACCUGCACCGCCGUCCUGGAGCGAUUAAGGAGAAGCCGGAGAAAUGGAGGGAGAGGAGGAGUGAUGGAGAAAUUCCUGAGAACAUCAGCCCUGCUCAGUCUCAUAACAGGGAGGAGAGGAGGAAAAAACAGCCUCUGUAUGUCUCACUCACUCUCAGAUUUAUCUAAGAUGCAUCUACACAUCCUUUUCAUAUCCUGUUACUGUCGUGCUAAAAUACUUGUACCUUUUUCAUGAAUGAAUCGAACCUCAUUUACAUUUGUGUGUCAAUCCUGCUGCAGGAGUGAAUCGACCUUCUCAUCAGUGGACAGUUUGUCUCCAGGCUCUGAAGGAGCUGGUGCUAUUUCAGCCAGAGAGGUGCUUUAAACGUCCAUCUGUUGCAAUAAAAAGAAUGUUUUCAAAGUUUUAUGUGUCUAUUCAUCAAUGGUGGAUAUUGUAAAACUGUUUUUAAACUCUAGUUCAUGACCAUUAUUCAUAAUUCAUAUAACUUCUUGUCCAUCCUGCAGUUGAUUUCCCCCUCAGAGUGCCACAGUGAUGGCUCGAAGGGAAGCUCCUUCAGAAGGAAACAUCAGGACAGUUCUGGUCACCAAGAUGCUGCACACCCCAUCCCCUCCACACCAGACAGGUACCAAAAUGAGUGCAACAUCUUUUCCCCCCUCGCAUCUGUUUGAUAUGGAGACGAAAUGAUUGAGAUGAAUAAAGCACAAAGACAAUUUCUAUAAGAAAACUCCUGUGUCAUCAGCAAAGACUCAACUGUCCAUCAACAGUUGAUAAAACGACAGUUGAUUAUAAUUAAAUAAGACGUUAAUGUUAGUCUGGACCUAAACUUGAACAUGCGACAGUUUAACAAAAGACUGUAUGAAGUUGAAAAGUUGGACUUUGAAUUUAUUGGAUUAUUUCUUUGUUAGAUGAGGUAAUGAGUCAUUUAAGAUUUGUCAGUGGUAUCCAGAAUUGUCUGUCUCUCUGUGCCCUGCAGGUCAGGUGGUUUCUUCAGCAAGAUUCUGAAGAAACGACCGCACAGGGAAGCCCAUACUCCGGACAACGGAGAGUUGACGUUUGCCCAAACCCUCAAUGAGCGAUCAGCAGGAGGGGAAGGUAAACAUGCCAACAGGGGGGAGGUCUUUUGAUCUGUCCUUGUCAAGAUUUAGAAAAACCUCAGGAUAUUUGUGGAACAGGGAGUUUAAUUCGCAUCAAUCUGAUCUACUCCCGACUGCAAACAGAGUGAUUAUUUUCCCUCCUAUAAACAAAGUGUGGAUGUGAUGACCCAGAUUGUGGGGUUAAUAUGAUGUGCACUGCAGCUGUCUGUUAGCUGCAGUGAAUUCUCAACAGACCUGUUAAAGUUAGAAAAGCAAAGAAACACAGGUGUGCUAUCUCUAUUUUUCUCAGGACUUCACUAACCCCGCUGUUUGCUUUCUAAAAAAACACUGACCCGUGCAGGUUAUGUUCAGUGCUUGGAGAGUAACUUAACUCUUUGUUUUGUUCCCUCUAUUAGACUUCUUACGCUCACUCUGUGUUUAGUGAGUUUAAGAGUUUCAGUCGAGUGUUUAAAAUUAAGCCAGAGACGAAUCACUCGCUUUACUUUUAAUCCCACUUCACGAUACUAAGUUUUGAAAUAUUCUCCCUCUCUUUUAGCGCCAGCCUCAGCCCAGCCACAUGGCGAGCGAGCCGGUAAAGGUUUGGGCCGUAACCCCACCAUAAAGAUCAGUCGAGCCACACGGGUCUCUGAGCAGUGGAACGCUUCGCUCGAUCGGGAAAUCACAAACGCCAACGAGCUGCGGCACCUUGACGAGUUUCUAGGCAACCAGGUGAGAGAAAAACUACCAGAUGUUUGUUUCCUUGAGAAGUCGUUUCAUUGUCUUCACCCACUUAACAUUUGUUUGUCCUUCAUAGGUGAAUGAUUUCCGCUCUAGAGGAAAAUCACUGUCAGCCACAGAAGCCAUCUUUGUUACUGCUACCAUGCAGUUCAGAGAGAAUAUCAAAGCCAUGUAUUCUCUCCCCGUAAGUCUAUCCGCAGGCGCACAACAGUCACAUCUUACAUCAUUCUGUCUCAUAGCUCUCCCUUAUUAACCUUUCCUCUUCCUCAAUUUUAUCUUCUGUCCCAUCAUCUUGACCAGAAACCCACCACCGGCUACAAAGGUCUGAUGUCCUGCUACCAGACUAAAGUAAUCCACCUGGCGGGCGAAAGGCAGAAAGGGGAAGUCCAACUUGUGGUCAACCUGUUCCAGUCAGUGCUGGAUGGUUUCAUCAGAGGAGAGAUGAAGAAAGAGGAGGCUGAGCCCGCAAAGGUGAAAUAUGGAGAAUCAUUACAAUUCAGUCUUCUUAUUCCAAAUCUAAACAAAGUCAUAAACACAUACUUACUCUUUUUUUUUCAGCCUAAAGCGAGAAAAAAGAGAAGGAAAAAAGAUAAGAGUGUAAGUGUUCAAACCUGCAGAUGUCGCUUUUUUUUUCAGAUGUAUGUUUUUCAAAAAAUUGUUCUAAAAAAUUUGUAUUUUAAAAAAUGUGGAUUUUUAUUCGCUGAUUGUCUUUCCUGUUAGAUGGAGAGCCCUCUGGAUCAUACUUUCGUCAACUAUCAGGUCAACAUCAUGCAGUCAUGUGACCAGUGCAGCUCCUACAUCUGGGGCAUGGAAAAGGCCUACAUGUGCAGCUGUGGGUUUACGCCAAGAAAAUGCGUCUUUAUCUUAAACACGAAGAAUACAUGUAACGCAGUUACUGUCAAAGAAAUAAUGUCCCUAACUUAUCGUCACUGUUUUUAACUGCAGAUUGUAAAAUGGUGUGCCACAAGAAGUGCCUCUGCAAAAUCGUCACUGACUGCACCACUUUCUGUGUCAAAAAGGUGGGCGUUUAUUUUAUGUUUUUACACGUGACAGGCCUGGAUUAAUGGCAUGUUUAUGAAGUAUAUGGUACAAUUCACCUGCUUUCAAGCUUUGACAAACAACACUGGGCACGGAACAGUAGCUGAACUGACCUUGCUUCUCUUCGUUUUUAUCGCAUUGCUCUGUAUUUUGCUUUAGUAGUAAAAGUAGAGCGCCUUACAACUGUCUGUCUAAUCCUGCAGAGUGAUGAGGACUCUGGUGGUCAGCACUUUGGGGUGCGUGUGUGUCACCUGGUCAAUGAUAAAAACCCUGUACCGAUGGUGCUGGAGAUGAUGCUGGAGCACGUGGAGAUGCAGGGCCUCUACACCGAGGGCAUCUAUCGCAAGUCUGGCUCUGCCAACCGCAUAAAAGAGCUGCAUCAGCGACUGGAGACGGGUCCGAGUCCUUCUUUGUUUCAUAUCCAGACUAAGAAGAAAAAUCUUGUAUGAGUCCUUCAGUAACUGUUUCCAUUCCUGCUUUUAGAUCCCCACCUGGUCUGUUUGGAAGACUACCCCAUCCACACAGUGACAGGCCUGGUGAAACAGUGGCUGAGGGAGCUGCCAGAUCCACUCAUGACCUUCACACAUUAUAAUGACUUCCUGCAUGCAGUGGGUAAGAAGGGCAUUACCCACCAGGGGGCAGAAUUUGACAUUUGAUACUCUUUUUUUUUUUUGCUGCUGUGGGGCUUUUGACUGUUUACAGUAACUAACUGUUGCUGACUAACAACAGAACCAGAAACUAUAAUGGUUGUUGAUGAGUUUGUGUUUUACUCUCUAUGUAGAACUGCCGGAGAAGCAGGAGCAGCUUCAUGCUGUAUACAAAGUGCUGGAAGAGCUCCCCUCAGCCAACUUCAACACAUUGGAGAGACUUGUUUUCCACCUGGUCAGGUAAGACGUAAACAAGACAUCGGUCUACUGGGAGUAUUUGGUCCUAGUUUUGGACUCAUUAGAUGUUCUUGAGUGACUUUCUCCUCUUGAAUAAACAAAUAAAUACUUCAAUCAAUGAAAUACUCAGAUGUUUAAAUAUGACGACUACUACUACUACACACGAGUGCUACUAAACUACGUGCUAACUCAUCAACUCUUGCAGGGUGUGCAAAGAGGAGACUCACAACCGCAUGUCUCCAAACUCGUUGGCGAUCGUUUUCGCCCCGUGUAUCCUCCGCUGCCCAGACAGCGCUGACCCUCUGCUCAGCAUGAAAGAUGUCGCCAAGACAACCACGUAAGGCUGUCGUGAAAGCAGGAUAAAAGAUAAAGAUGAGUGCACACCGCGCUGUACGUAUCGAAUUGAUUUAAAUAUUACUCUGCUUGCAGGUGCGUGGAGAUGAUUAUUAACGAGCAAAUCAGGCGCUACAACGAGAAGAUGGAUGAGAUUGAGCAGCUGGAGUACGCAGAGGCUCUGGCUGUGAACCAACUCAAACUCAAGAGACAAAACACGGUGAGAAACAAAGACAGUGACAGUUAUUGAUUAGAACAGUAAUGUGUUAGUAUGUGAUUUCAUCAUACAUGAGGAUCAUCAGAACCGUUCAGCUGUCCCAGUGUCAGAGUCUUGUUUUCAGGGUUCAUGGGUAACAUUGGCGAUGUUCCUUGUCUCUCUUUAGCACUUCUGGCACUUACCCCUCAGGUUCUCAGCUCCUUACAAAGGAGUGGUGGUAUGUAUCAUCUAGUCCUCCUAGUACAGUAGUUCCAGUAGCUAUAAUGUGUAUACUGAAGUGCCAUGAGGUAGCGCCUGUGCAUGGCAUGGUAGAUGUGGGUGGCACUCCCCUAAUCCCCUCUUUCUCUUCCUAACUAACUGGUAGUAGUUUGCAUGUUGCUGUGCAGUCCUACUCGUUCUCUUCAUGAGAAGAAAGACGGCUCUGGGGUCGGUGUCGCAACAAUGAUUUUGUUGUUGUGCUCCACUAAGUUUGAAAUGUGAGAGCUUGUUUAUCGUUUCCUCUUUUUUUUAUUGUGGUGUUUCGUAUCUCAAUCUCAACGGUACAUUUGUGAGAUGGUGGAAGUUUGUGUGAUCCAGUUUCUUUUGGAUUUAAGCCUUUCUCUACAAUCUGGUUCAUGUUAUCGCUGCAGGAAUGCUGGGCAGAUGCAUGAAUGCCACAAGCACCACCCAGCCUCUUCUUUACUCUUCACUAACAAAAUCUGAAAUCACUUUCAGAUUUGGUGCAGACAUCUCCGAGUGAAGUUUUUUCAGUGAGUGUGAGAUUUGUUGUUGUUUUUUUUGCAGGUGCAUGAGAAGGCCAGUUCAGAUCUCAGUGUGGUUCCUGAGAAUGAGCCUGUAGACUCAGACACAGAGGCCGAGAAGAACUUGGUAGAGCGAAUCAAGUCCAUCAAACAGGAGAAGUAAGAGUGCUUUCAGUGUUUUCUGCGUAUUCAACGUUGUUUAGCAUCCUUCUUCAGUCUCUCAUAUCUCCAAUGUUUUCAUCUGCAGAGAGGAUCUGGCCUGCAGACUGCCAGAGAUGGAGCAGCCUGGCUCAGACCAGGAGAACUUGGACUCGGAAGCCUCGCUGAGCUCCGAGAGCCUAUUAGACGAGCAGCAGCGCUCCUCUGUACACAGCUCAGAGCCUGAAGGUUGGUAUUCAGCUGCUUCCUCACCUCUUCUUCCUUCUACCUCUUUCUCUCGCUCACCUUUGGGUUUCUGACCAGACCACGGGCCGCUGGCUUUGGCCCUUCCUGUCUUUUGUGGUACAGGUCUGGACCAGUGAUGGUGAUGGGGCGGUGACGUCUGCUCUAUAACCAAGCAGGUCGGAGGAACAGCAACCGUGUUUGUGUGUUUUUUGUGUGUUUGUGUGUGUGUGCAAAUAUCUGCACACCCUUAAAUGCAUGUGUGUAACAGAAGCAUGCUGAAAAUUCUCCCCCCCAACAAUUUCCCCGGACAAUUGGCAUGACGUGUUUGAUUGAAUUUCCAUCCACUUGAGCCUUUCUGAACAAAAAUGUCGUAGAUAACAUGGUUGCAUGAUCUUCCAUUGGUCCUCACCCUCCCUGGAUUGUGUGAAUCUUACUAGCAGCUUCAAAGAAAACUCGUCUGUCUGUCUUCCUCAUCUCUUCCUCUUGUUUCCCCUUUUUUUUCAGGGCGGGUUGGAGCCCAGCUGAAGAGAUUAAGGCCAGCCUGCCCACCCAAACCACCAGACCUGGCCCAGCGACCUAAAAUCCUAAGUGGACGCAUCUCAAUGCCGAACCUCACCCCCGCUAGCUCCACUUCCUCCGUGUUCAGCUGUGCCUCAUCAGCCUCUGAAUCCUCCUUCAGACACCCGCUGCAACGUCGUAACCCCGUCAUUCCAGACACAGUCAAACUUCCCCCGGGCGUCCUCUCCCACUCUGCAUCCUCAAAUCCAGAUCAGACUUUGACCCCUGGAAGUCGGGUGUCACAGUACUUGGUGAAGAGAAGAGAGCAGCCUGGCCGUCGCAAAGACAGCACUCAGUCCUUGUACAUUGACAGCCAGGAGAGUGACUUAUUAUUGCGUUUUUCUUCCUGCCCUCCUUCUGCUUCCUCAUCCUCCUCCUCCAUCACCAUCCCCGCACCUGCAGCACCUCGUCACCAGCAGCAGCAGCAGCAGCAGCAGCAAGAUUUACAGGCUUCAAAGGGCCAGAGACGUUUUUCUGACCCGGACAUACCAUAUAUGGAUGAUGAUGCCUGACCAGAUAGUGAAGGAGAUUAUGAGGAACAGUCUCUGUAGCAAAAAGGAAAGAGUGUAAAAGCCUUACAGAGAGUCAGGAGAGUAAAAGUUUAGCAGAAUUCACGCUGGUUUUCCUCGCUGUUGUCAGGGGUAACCAAUCAAGAAUCUGCGAAUGAGUCUAAAGUUUAUUAUUCUCCAUAACAGUCAGAAUAACUGGACACAGUAUUGACCUGCACCUUUUCUACCAUUUUAUUGUUUUAUGGUCAAUUUUGAUGGAUCCAAUUCAAACAGAAUCAUUUUUCUUUUCUCUGUAGCCUGUAACGACGGGCCGACCAUGUUUCUUCUUUCUCCUUUUAAAUAUUCAUGCUAAUUCAAAGAAAUCCUGUCAGUUUCUAGCUCCCCUUUUCAUUCCUCUGUUUUCUUAAUGAGUAAAACCCGCUCCGUAAAAUGUUAGCUAGUGCCUUGGUUAAUGUACAGUAAGUUUAAAAAGCUCGUUUCUCAUGUACUGUUAUGGACGGUGCUCACUGAGAGAGGGAGUGUUUUUCUCGGAUAAAGUAAGGGCACUUUUUUUCCUCAGUCUUUUUGUUUGUAUUUUUCUGCAACUGCACAAGACAUUCUUUAGAUAAGGACCUAAACAAGCACAACAAGCCUUGACGCAACAGCUGCUAAGGACAACAACAUCUCCACACCUUAACCACGCACCUGCCGAACAACAGGCCCCAGAUAGGAACCGUUUCUCACGCAGCAAAGGGAAACUGGAGCAGCACACGCCACUUUUUUCCUCCACAAACCAAGCCUUCAUGCAUUAGCCAUACCACAAUGUCUCUAAAACCCUGGAGUCCUUGAACUCAUCUUUCCUGUUUUCUAGACCGGACUUGGCGUCACUCAGCUGUAUCAUACCAGCCGUUCAGGGAUAAUAGUCCCAGAAUGAGCCGGUCCUGCUGAAGCACAUCUUUGGCUGUCUUUGUAUGAUAUGUAAUACUAAUGUUCCUCCCUGACUGCUGUUGAAUGAUGUUUAUUAGUUUGUCUGGAUUAUGAGGAAGAUGUUCUGAUGUGUAAUAAUGUGUAAACAGAGAGUGUAUGGUUGGGACUGAAUGAUGUGAACUGCGAUUGUAAUUAGUAUUAACAUGACAAUACAUUACGUGAUGCUUGUAACCAGUGUCGCUGCGUGUUUUGAUUAGACAGAAAAAUCCAGUGUUGAUUUCACAUGACAAUCUUUAAAAAAAAAAAAAUAGAUGAAUGUCCAAUUUAUUAAAAGUAGACUUUUUAUUUCAUCUAUAAACCAUGAGAGUUUAUUAAUACACUUCUGAUCAAAAUCUUAAGACCAGUUAAAAAAAUUGCGAGAAUUUACAUUUAUCACUGUUGGACCUUAAGACAGUUAGUAUAGUUUCAAAAUGCAAAAAAAAAAGAAGAAAUGGGAACAGGAGACCAAAAGUUUUGAGCAGGAAAUUUAUUGAAAACAGCAAUUUAACUGAAAUUGGCUGUUCAUCAGCUGAUCAAUAGUUUUAAGACCACAGCCUUUAAAAGCCUAAAUCUGUGAGAAAAUUUGGAUUCCGGAGGGUGAUGGAAGAAAGGAAGGAGAUCUGGCCUUUGAAGAGCCCUUCCUUCACUGAUAUCGUCUGAUUCUUAUUGGGGUGCAGUCAGCACCUGUAACAGCCUCAAUUUGGGACGAGGAUCGUCCUGCGUCUUGACGGACACACAUUCGGAUCCUCCGGCUCAGUGCUGGUGAGAUUUUUUGAGGUCUGCCACUUGAUUUUUUUUGUUCCAUAACCCUCCGGAUUUUUUCAGAAAUGAAAAAUGACUGUCUUACUGCGUCC
Xyrichtys novacula (pearly razorfish) is the source of this 60145-nucleotide messenger RNA. The record is from the annotation of a GenBank genome assembly. NCBI's taxonomy places the organism in Eukaryota, Metazoa, Chordata, Actinopteri, Labriformes, Labridae.